CAACUUUACAUGGUAGAAUAAACUUUUUUUUCAGUUAAACUAUAGCGCAUAGAUCUAUACUAGAAUCCUGUAUAAGAAUGAACUGUAUUUAGAAUAUAUUGCCACUUGUGUUGCUCUGUACAAAGCCUGUAGAGACACAUUUAGUGACAGUUGUCACUUCUCUCCAGAUGUCCCUAGCCACACUUGCUCUCCCUCCCUUUUCCCACAGUACGGAAUGUUGAUCAGACAUCCCUGGGUUCCAUCACCUGUCUAAAUCCAUCCCUCUGUCACAUUCAUAUAUGGAAAGACCAGUAUGGCAACAUGUGACACACUGCUCUAAAAACAGACUUAGCACUCUUCAGAUGAUUCUUUAAACAAUGUUGCCCAGCUGAGGAAACCCAAAGGACAUUUGAUCACAGGCGUCCAGGAAUUAUUUGAAGGGAAGGGACCCGGAAACUGAUCAUCACAAGAUAUUUUGCCUAAAGUUUAUCCUCCUUGAAUAGCUGGGAGAUGAGCACUUCGCUGACUUAUAACUCCUUGUCCAAACAGCAGCAAACUAUGGAUAAUCUAGAGAAACAGCUAAUUUGCCCAAUAUGUCUAGAAAUGUUCUCCAAACCAGUGGUAAUUCUUCCUUGCCAACAUAACUUGUGCAGGAAAUGUGCCAGUGAUAUUUUUCAGGUAAGAAAUUAAAAACAUUGUAUGAAUGAUGACAUGCUAUUCACAAACUAGCCUAAAGAACUGAAAUUAACCAUUGGAAAAAAAUCUGUAAUCUAUAACAUGCUAACCAUAUUAUAUAUUUCUUCUACUUGCUUCUAAAGUCAAACUUCCAUUUUCUAAUUACUUUUAAUAGUUUGUAAGCAAUUUUACUAAUACUUUUUAUGCAUUGUUCCAUUUUGCUUUCCAUACAAAAGAGAGAUUUAAAAAAUACAUAUUUGCUAGCAGCUGUUUUGGCAUUUAACUAAUCUGACAUGUAUUGAGGUUUUAGAGAACAUACAAUAUGCAGUAGGAGUGUAACACCUGGUUUGUGAAGUGCAUAGCGGGAAUAACUAGAAACAAAUCAUGAUAAUGAGAACAAAAGCUAACCUCAAGGCAUAAUGAAGUAAAUGUACCAAAUAGUAACAUUGUCCAAAGUGAGUGAAUUAACACAAAUAGGGUGUACCAUGAGUCUAUGACUGAGAAUCUGAUAAGGUCAUUUAACCAACUGACUCACAGUUAAUUUAAUGGUGUUACGUUUUAUAAGGUAGAUUUUGUUACCUGUUUUUGUUACAACAUGAGUGUUUUGCAUUAUUUUUCCAAUAUGUCUAUUAAGUGUUGCUUUGUAUGAUACAUGCCAUAAAUUAAACCUUGACAAAUAAUGUUACAACAUGUCUUCUUCAUAUCCUGGCCUUUUUAAAACUUAUGUCUGAAUUUGAAUACUCUGCUUAUAAUGCUCCAUGUCGGUAUGCAGAUGUUAAGUAAGCUAUUCCAUUUUAAAAUCUUCAGCAUCCCUAAAUAUAAAUAAAUUGACACACAAGGCCGUCAGUUAACUUUAAAGUGUUAAAUAUAGAUUAGCACCCUUCCUUCAUUUAUACAGUUGUCACCUGGCAAAAGACCCGAAACAAGAUUUAUUUUAGAGGACUGCUUACCAUGCAUUUGUAGGGUUAAGGCCUCUGCAACUCAGUAACCAAUAAUAACAGUAUGACACUUAAAGAGAAAUUAGCUUGAAUCACCUUGAAAGUUUUAGAGAAGAAAAGUAAUCAAUAAACAAGAAUGAAGGAGAACAACAAAGCAAUCCGCGGUAGGCAGGAUUUAGUGCACAGUCUGAAUGAGUCACAAAUGUCAGGGAUUCCACGUUAUACAUUAAUCUUGGUGAAGUUAAAAGACAAAAUUUAUCAUAGACCCAAAGGAGUAUAUCUAAAUCUGGAACAGAUAGAGAUACAACAAAUGAAUAGAACUUUCAUUUUGUUAAUGCAUUUUUUAAAUACAUCUAGAUCAAUGAUGCAAAACUUGAAUCCCAUGGGACAUAUGUGGUCCACUCCAGAGUACCCAAAAAACAAAAUGUUCUGCUAUAUUUCAGUGUAUUAUAUCAUAUGUCAUUGAGUUAAUAUGUUCCCAUCCCCUGCUUGUUCUUCCAGUUUAAAUAAGGAAUAUACAUUUCCAAAAAGUUUGACAAGUCUGAUCUAAUAACAAAGUAAAUGUGACUAGUAACCUUUUAAAGAAUAUUUAAACUUUUUUCUAGGGUAUCUUGUGAUUUGCUAAAGCAAACCAUCAUCAGUGACACUUGCUUUCCAAAUUAGGGGAUUGCAUCACUUCCUUUUAAGUCCUAUAUCAUAAAGGAAGUGAUAAAAUGUUCUUUACUGUAUCUUACAUCAUUUCCUGUUAACACAUUGUGGAGGAUGUGAGGGUAAAGAAGCCGUGUUUAUGACGUGUACUUCUGUUCAUAAUUUUAUAGCAAGACAGGAGGCUUUAUGUUUGCUUUACCUUCUUUACUGAAAACCUCCAGCAGCAAAGAAAUAGUUAAUAUAACUUUUCAGAAUAACCAAUCAGAACAAAAUAACAGCAGUAUAAAGCCACUAAGGCAGACCCUCCCACAUCCUCUUUCUUUGCUGCUGCCUCCAGGUGAGCCCUAUCCAACUCAGAGACGGUAUCUGCUCUGGGUUUUGUUUGUUUCAUACUGAUAUUGUUUGUGCUUAGCUGUAUAGUUAUUUUAUUAUAUGUGUUGUAUAUAUUAAUGCUGUAUUGGGUUGUUGUGGGUGCAUGCACUGUGUCGCUUGGGCUGCCUGAAUCCCUGGGGUUUCCCCUUGAACCACUCCUGGCUGGCACUCACGCUGGGCGCUCCCACUGCACCUUCAGGAUACCGCCACAACACUUCCCUGCUUUUCACGCUUGUGGCACUCAGCUGCUCUCCUAUGGCUCAGCCGCAGCCCUCUGCGAUACCGCAAGGUAGGCCUUGCUGGAUUUUCAUGGCUGGACUGUUGCCAGCCUCCCCUGCCCCUUUUCUCUCCACAUAGGGCGUUCUCCCUCCUUAGGUAAAUGCUCCACUGUGGAGCUAGGCCUCAGGCCUAUUUAUACAUGGGGUGACCCCCCCCUUUAUGAUUAUAUAAUACUGGUACUCUGUACCCAAUAUCUAUAGCCCUUGCUGGGCCUCACUAGUGUGCCUGUGGCACUUUCUGGGCUAGGUGACCCCCUCCCUCCAACGGUACUUUGGAACCUGGGCCUAAGACACUUAAUCUGAGGGUGACCCCCUCCUUUUCAUGGUCUAUUUCGCAUGAUAUGCUUGUGCUUGUUUGGGUGACCCCCUCUCGCAUGCUGGAUGACCCCCAACCGGCCUUGCCUGGGUACCACACUGACUGUACCUUAGUAUUGUUUUAGUGUCAUCAGUCAUGACCGAUGAAUCUGGUUUCCACACACCCGUGGGCCUUCAAGCCUGGUUAUGUGCCAUACUGAUGGAUUCGCUGCCAAAAGCCCUUGCUACUCUCCAGGGGAACGCUCAUCCUGCCCCUAUGGAACCACCACCUGGCACUUCUGGGGCUCUGGACUCCAACUCAGACGGUGCCCUCCACUCUGCCGACAUGGGCUCUGCACGCAAUAGACCUUGGACAGGUCACGGCGCUGUCGUUUGUAAGGCAAAAAUGCUGGCCAAGCUGGCCAGAUCCAGAUCCGGUUCCAGCGGUCGUCUGGGCGAAGACGCGCGUUCUGGGACACCUGGCUAUAAUGUCCUGGAUGAGAUUGGACCCCUCUGGUCACCUGCUCUUUGACCCAUGUCUCCUCAAACAUCCUCGUUCCGCAGAAUGGGCUUCACCUGACCACAUAGCGUAGAUUCUCCGUUACUGGCUUUGCCAUCCUUUGGACAAGGAGGUCCGGGCAAAACUACGGGCUGAAUGCACCCGUCCGACACUGCCAGAUAAGAUGGCUCUUACCCCUGAUUUCAACCAGGUGUUUGACAUCUUCAUGACGAGGUCUGGGAAGGACCCUGGCAAAGGCCUGGAUCAGGGCCUAUGCUCGGCUCAGAAUAAACUGUUCAAUCUCAGUGGUUCGCUGACGCAGAUUUUCCUGAUGGCGAUUGAUGCCCUACAUGGUUUAGCUCCAGUGGACGCUCAUCUCCUGCGGGAGUGGAGGCUAUGUCAAUGUGGCCCUAAACUCAUAAAGCUGCAAGGAGGCCCUAUACAAGCUGGAUGGCAAACUGGCUGACUUGGCCUCUAAAGAAUUGGGUCCAGAUGCCAAAGGUCUCCUCUUCGGUGACGCCUUCAAGAAGGAGCUGAACCACCAUGUAUACAUUUAUACAUCUCUAAACAAGGCUCAACUGUCUUUCAAGGGGGUCUUACGGUCAAGGGUCCAUUUUUCCUCCAGGGCUGGAUAGCUGAGGGGCCGCGCCACCAGCAGAGCUGCCUUCAUGGGCACAAGGCCCCCACAUCUCGGAGUCGUUCUCAUUAUCCUCCUCCCAAUACCAGUAUCUGUUUCCCCGAGGGUCCUCCAGAGGCCGAGGAGCUGCCUCAACACAGGCAAGAUACGCAUCAGGCAAGAGUCAUUCCUCAUUUUCCAAACUUACCCAUUGCAGGCAGGCUGUCUCACUUUUUUCCUCAGUGAAGGGCUAUCACAGGAGAUCCAUGUGUUCUAUAGACUGUGUCUGGAUUUCGGAUCGAGUUUGUCAAACCUCCGAUAUAAGCUACCGCCCCACUGCCGAUACGUAUGGACAAGGAGGCUUCCGACAUGGUUCACUCGGAAAUACUAUCCCUGCUGGACAAGGGUGCAGUGCGCAGUGGAAAGGUGCAGUGGAAAGGGCGACCGGCCCCCCUCGCUUCUUGAGCAAUAUUUUCCUAGUAUGGAAGAAAACAUUAAAGUUCCGUCCUGUGAUCAACCUGCGUGCCCUCAACACGUAUGUCAUCUACUGACUCUUCAAGAUGGAGGGCAUCCAUCUGCUAAGAGACCUGCUGUGCGAGGGAGACUGGUUCUCCUGACUAGAUCUAAAGGACGCCUAUCUCAUGGUAACGAUCUACCGCAACGACAGGUGCUUCCUUCAGUUCCCCUGGCAAGCGAACAUCUGGCAGUUCACAUGCCUUCUGUUAGGUCUCAGUUCGGCUCCUUGGUGCUUCACCAAGUUGUUGAAGCCGGUCAUGGCCGGUCAUGGGGACUCUGAGGGCCAGAGGGAUCAGAUCAAUCAUCUAUCUGGAUGAUAUUCUGUUAAUGGCACAGGAUCCAGACAUCGCUCGCGAUCCACCUUCUCCAGGACCUGGGGUCUUUUUCCUUGCAGUGUAAUCUGGAUUUAUUCGGGUUAUGGCGGUUUUGUCUCUAGAUGUGCCUGUUACAGUUGGAUUCAUUUGGUCUUCAUGCUCUCCUGCUCGACCUCAUCAAAGAAAGAGGAAGUGGGAGGGUCUGCCUAAGUGGUUUUAUACUGCUGUUAUUUAUUUCUGAUUGGUUGUUCUGAAAAGUUAUAUUAACUAUUUCUUUGCUGCUUGAGGUUUUCAGUAAAGAAGGUAAAGCAAAUAUGAAGCCUCCUGUCUUAAAUAAAAGCCUAGAAUAAUCCCUAAUUGCAUUCCCUGAUCCAGCCAGACAAAAAUAAUGUUGAAAACAUCGUUAGUUGGAUCAUCUGUAAUUUGUACCGGUCCUUUUUUACUUAAAGGAUUAUCUCUCCUGUACAAACACUGAUCAGCCACAACAUUAAAGGGACACUAUAGUCACCAGAACAACUACAGGUUAUUGUAUUUGUUCUCAAGAGUAUAUUCAUUCCCUUCAGGCUUUUUGCAGUAUACACUGUCUUUUCAGAGAAAAUGCAGUGUUUACAACAGCCUAGUGAUAACUCCACUGGCCACUGCUCCUGGCUGCUAGAAGUGCUUCCUGGGGCAGUUCUGCACAGUGAGCAGCACUGACAUUCAGUGUCUCCACCCUCUGCAUGAAGACACUGAACUCUCCUCACAGAGAUGCAUUGAUUCAAUACAUCUCUAUGAGGAUAUACUGAUUGGCUAGGUCUUGUGCUGGGUCUGCCUCUGAUCUGCCUCCUUGACAAUCCAGAGCAUAACACUGUCUCUGCCGGCUUGCCUUCUUACCAUGGUGCAUCCUGCUGCCAUCUCUUGCUCAGGUAAACAGCGCACAUGCAUCCAGCCAGCCACCUGAUCUUAAAUAAAAUGAAUUCAUCAUACCAGGCAACCUGUUCCAUUGCUCUAUGAUCCAGUUCUGAUGCUCACGUCCCCAUUGAAGGUGCUUUUAACAGGGGUCAACAUGGGCACUCUGACUGGUCUGUGGCUACACAGCUCCAUAUUCAGCAAACUACAAUACACAUUGUAUUCUGAUACCUUUCUAUCAUGCAUUAGGUUUUCCAGCCAUUUCAGCUACAGUUCUGCUGUGUUUUAUCAGACCUGACAUGCUAGCCUUCACUCCCCACGUGCAUCAAUGAGCCUUGGGCACCCGUGACCCUGAUGCUGGUUAACCAAUUGUCCUUCCUUCACCACAUUUGGUAGACACUGACCACUGCAUACCAUGAACACCCCAUAAGACUUGCCGUUUUGGAGAUGCUCUGAUCCAGUCGUCAAGCCAUCACUAUAUGGCCCUUGUCAAAGUCACUUGAAUCUUUUUGCUUGCCCGUUUUUCCUGCUUCCAACACAUGAAAUACACAAGCUGACUGUUCACUUGCUGCCUAAUAUAUUUCACCCCUUGACAGGUGCCAUUGUAAUGAUAUAAUCAAUGUUUAUAUAUCACUUCACCUAACAGCUUGCUGAAUAGACUGUACAGAGUGCCCAUGAUGACCCCUGUCCACUGCCAAAAGUGCCUUCAGUGGGAAAGUGAGCAUCAGAACUGAAUCCUCAAACAAUAGAAGAAGGUUUCCUGGUCUGAUGAAUCACAUUUUAUUUUAGAUCAGGUUGAUGGCUGGGUGCGUGUUCAUUGUUUGCUUGGGGAAGAAAUAGCAGUAAAAUGCACUAUUGGAAGAAGGCAGGCUGGCAGAGGCAGUGUGUAGAGGCAAUGUGCUCUGCCGGGAAACCUUCAGUCUUUGAUGUGGAUAUUACUUUACCACCUACCUAGAGAUUUUUGCAGACCACAUACAUGGCAAUGGUGUUCCCUGAUGGCUGUUGCCUUCUUCAGCAGGAUAAUGCUCCCUGCCACACUGCAAAGAAAUUUAAGGAAUGGUUUAAGGAACAUGUCAAAGAGCUCAAGGUGUUGCAUUGGCUUACAAAUUCCCCAAUCUCAAUCCAAGAUUUGUGUGGUGUGCUGGAACAACAAAUCUGAUCUACAGAUACCUCACCUUGCAACUUGCAGGGCUUAAAGUAUCUGCUGCUAAUGUCUUAACAACAGAUACCACAGGACAUGUACAGAGGUCUCGGUGAGUCCAUGCCUCGGCGCAUCAGGGCUGUUUAAGCAGCACAAAUGGGACCUACAUGAUUUUAGACAGGUAGUUUUAAUGUUGUGGCUGAUCAAUGUUUAUGAUAUUAUUGCAGAAACAAAAAAAACACAAACAAACAAACAAACAAAAAAAAGCCUUUCUGUCCCUCUCUUCUGCAAUCUGAUGCCUAGCCAACCUAUGAUAAAGGAUUGGGUUCUAUGUAAAUCUAUAUUAUAAAGACCAACACAGAUGAAAAGUAUGUUGACAUUACUUAACAAUCAUAUUUUGUAGAUUGUAUUGCUUAAAUAAAAUUUAUAAAAGUAUAUUCUACACACUUUAACAAUGUAAGUGUUAGGUGUAGAUUUAUGAACUUGCUUUAUUUAUAAUAAUAUAACUGUUGUAUUACCAAAAAUAAAAAUGAAUCGAUAUGAAGACCUAUUGGAUAAAUAAUUAUAUCUUGAUUACAAAAAAAAAAUGGAAAUGUCUCACACUUUUUUUUUUUAUAUUUGGCAAGAACAGGCAGCCAAUCCAUACCUGCCAACAAGAGGAGGAAACACUGUGGCUUCUGGAGGGCGUUUUCGCUGCCCCUCUUGCAGACACGAAGUUAUACUGGACAGACAUGGGGUGUAUGGACUACAGAGAAAUCUACUGGUGGAAAAUAUCAUUGAUAUUUAUAAACAGGAGUCUACAAGGUAAUAAUAUGUCUGUGGUCAUGGGACUUUAUAUGCACUGGUUCCUAGACCAGUCCUCAUUACCAACCAACAAUUCAGGAUUUAUGUAUUUCCUGUUUUAUUCCAAUGGAGAUACUGACAAAACCUGGACUGUUGGUGGGUCUUGAGGACUGGUUUGAUAAACACUGCUCUAUACACAAAAACAUAACAAAUAUGUGUAUCUGCCAUUUGUAUGAACUUACAUUGUUUUCUAGGUUUACUAUAAUGUGUUAUAUGAAGAUACAAGUAGGGGAUGUAUUAAAACAUAAUACAGAGAUGUUUUCCUGUUUGUGCAUGGAAUGUUUGCUACAAUAUGGAGAAGUUUUAUGUCACUCUCAGUGUGAGGCAAGGCUGUCCAGGGAUCGAGUUCAUUUUUUUUCACCCUUCCAUUGUUAGCCCUGAAUUCCCUGUAAAAUCUCCAAUUACAUAAUUUGUGACAGUUCAACUUUAAUUGCAACAUAUUUGGAGUUAGAGGAACACUCCAAGCAUCAUAUCCACCACAGCCUCCGUUAAUGGUAAUGGUACCAGUAGUGUCCUGGUCCCAUCCCAGAUUAUUUUUUUAAAUCAUUUUCAAAUGAUCCUGCUUUUGUAUUUUUCUUGCAGGGGAAUCCAUAGAGCUUCACUAAGUUGAGCAGUGCCAUGCAGGGUCACAUUUAGUGGCUGAGGGCAUCAACUGAUAACUCUCAGUUAAUGUGCCCAGUCCUGUUUCAAACCUGCUCCAGCUCAAUGAAGACAUCCAGCUUCUCUUGCAGGAGAAGUCUGAUAUGAUGUGGAUACUCAGGGUAGCCAGGUACAUUGUAAAUUGUUCUAAAAAAGUUUGAAAAAUUGCUCUGGGAGGAAACCAGGACAUUCCUGGGAGCAGGGCUUCCCAAACACAGCACAAUUUCUAGGCCCCAGGGCUCAUCCCAACUCCACAACCCAUGCCACCACUAUCCCGCAGGCACUUAGAGCUGGGGUCAGCUCCGUCUCCGUUUUACCCCCAGCUCCAUCUCCCUCACCCCAGCUUUCUCUCUCUCCUCUCCAACGCCCUCUCUCAUCUCCCUCUCACCCACAACUUUCUCUCUCUUCUCCAGCAUCACAGGGCAGCUCUGUCCUGCGGCUCCCGUGUGGUGUGCUGUUGGAGGAAGCACUACUGAGUGAGUUUAGGGGCUUAAAACAUUUCCUGAUCAGUAGCUGCCUUCCUCAUACACUGCACUGUGAAGGAACUGGUGUCUGUGGAAAGACAAGACCAACUCCUUCACAGAUACAUUCAACAACCAUUGCAGCUUCCCCACUCCAAAAUCUGUGGCUGUGCGAGGAACUACUGGCUGUUGCUGCUUCUUGCACCUCCAGAGAGUGGGAGACCAUCUGCAGCCCAGACAGCGGAUAUACUAGUAUGGGGUGUACCUCCCUGAUGGCAGCCCUGCCCGGGACCAUAACCACUACAGCAGUUGUGAUACUUGGGAAAGUUCUUUAGUUAUAUAACACAGUGUUAGGAUGGCUGCAGAAUGUUUAAGCAAUGGGUGUGGGUUUAACCCUCUAAGGACACAACUUCUGAAAUAAAAAGGAAUCAUGACGGAAUAGUUCCAUCAUGUGUCCUUAAGGGGUUAAUGCAGCAUAUUUGGAGUCAAUACUGCAGGUGCAGGGUUAAUACAGCAUGGUGUGGUGUUAACAGGAAAUGAGUUGGGACGUUUAUAAAUAUAGGUUUAUAUAAAACUGUGAAUUCAUUUAAGACUGUUGGUGUCAUAAUGUGAUAUGAUUCAUAAAACAUGUUAGGGUUUAGUGUUACACAUGCGCAUAACAUAUGCUAGGGGCUUUGGGAGAGGCUUAAAGGAACACUCUGGGCACCAACAUACUUACAAUUGGUUAUGGCCAUUUCCUCAUGCUCUCUUCAUAAAAAAAAAAAUAAUGAAUGAAUAUAAAGGAAACACAAAUGUUUUGCAGCAAUCUGCAGCAGAACCCUGUUCCUUUAUCCACGUUCCCUCUUAGUUAAAAAGAAAUUUCUUUAAUAGAUAUAUUCUUAGUACAUACUCAGCUCAGUCAAUGCAAAAUCAGUGUGAGCUGAGAUGCCGACUUAACUCCAUGCCCACAGCCAAUCACUGCCCCAAGCUGAGCUAAGAGGAAAAUUUUGAAAUAAUAAAAGGACAGUGAUUGGCUAUGGGACAGAGUAAUAUAAGCUAUUCAAAACAAGAUGCUUUGUGGAAAAUGGGAGCAUGAUUAAAGAUGCAGGGUUAUGAUGCAGAAAGGUGUAAAAUCUACUUCUUUCAUUUUUUGGAAAAUUAAUUAGAUUUAAUAUAAAUAAACACACAACAUGAAUAUGAGACCAACAUCAAUCAAAUCCACUUGUUAUGUUGUUGCUCGGAGUAUGAUUGGAGUGACAUGGAGUCUCAUGCAGCGCAUAGCUUUAAUGCCUGUUGACAGCAUACAUACAUUAGAAGUACCAGCAGGAUUAAAUCCAUAAUGAUGCCAAGGAGCCCCAGGUAUCAUUGGAUACCUGAGAGUCCCCCCGUCAGCUGAGGCCAAAGUUAGUGGCCCCAGACUGACAGAUAAGCUAUGUGCAGCACCUUUUAAAUCCAUUUAAAUACCGCAGCUAAGCGAUCAUGCUCAGCUGUAGUGACUGUAAGUCUACCCAAUCUGAAACAGCAAGACCCAGAUAUCUUUUGAUACCUAGUGGUCCUCUCUGUCAUCUGAAGCUACAGAUAGUGGCCCCAGACUGACAAAUGAGCUAUGAGCAGUGUCAAAAUGAGCGCUGCACAUGGCCCUUUAAAUCACUUCGGUUAAGAUAUCAUGCUAAGCCAUGAUGAUUCGGAGUCUUCUACAAUGAUGAGGGAGGCCCCAGGGUUUGAAAAGACCCAGUGAAGUCUCAGUUCUUGCCCCUCUGCCCAGUUAUUGGAGCUGGGCUUUAGUGGUUGGAGUAGGGAUAGGAUUAGGGGAAGAGGUAUACAUGUGGGGUAUCAUUGUACUAGAGAGCAGUAGCAGAAGACAAAUAUGGGAUUUACAGUAAUGGGACAAAUGUGGUCUGUGAAUUUCCCCAAAAUAAAAUAAAAGUGUGAAAAAAAAAAUAUUGUGAUUGAAGUUCAUGAUAAAUAAUAAAACAAAAAGAAUCGUAAUGCUCUCCUAAAUAGCCAGGGUGAUCUGCUUUCCUCAAAUAUAUUCUUUCGGUAGUGUUUUUGGAUUCUGUGCUCUUUGCAAUAUUGAUUUUAGAAUUUCUAAUAAUGUAUUAUAAUCCUAGACAUAUUGGUUAUUUUAAUAAUCAGGACUAAUUAGUGAAUCUAUUUUCAAUUAGUUUUCUAUAGGUGCACUUACUGUGUACAAAUGAUUAAUAUUAAAUAAUAAUGUUUGAAUAUUUUAUUCAUAUUUAUUAUUGUGUUAUGUUUACAUAUAUGGUUUUAAAACAAAAGCCCUAUUUCUCUUUUACACAAUGAGGUAUAAUAUGUAUGCAGUUAAAACAGGUUGAAAUUUGUGGUAGAAUUAACGCAUGGCAAAAGUGUGAAAAAGACCUUGGUCACAAACGUGUUGCAUCUCAAGAGAGCCUUGGUCCUUAGGAGGUUACGUCAUUACAUGUGUCAUGGGUUAUCAAACAUAUGCUUGGGCAGAAGUCCCUGGUCUUUUUACCACCAUAUCAUGGUGGUGUAAAACAGGACUAUCCCACUGAAUCUUGGUUUGAACAGGACAGUCCUGAUUUAUGUAAUUAAAUAUGCAAGUAACUAAAUUGGCCAUGCUAACAGGGUUUAGUUUUUGGAUGAGUGCAUUGAAGGCCACCAAUGAACAUGAAGAACCAGGAGAUUUGUUUUGGAGAAUAUUGUUUAUCAGCUGUGUUCCUUUGACUAGAGGAAAACAUAAGGUCGUCUCAAAUAGAGUUUGUUAGGUCAAGCUAUCAAGCUAUGAAAAGCACAGCUGUGUCCUGCGAUAACACUCAGUUUUCAAACCUGGGAACCCUGGGUUUUUGGCUCUGUCUCAUUGUUUAUAUUCCAAUCUGUGGGCCUCCUUUUGCCUGCCAGAUAAUUCGCAGUUUCAGACGGUACAGCCGUGUCACACAUUGAUUUACUGUUUUCAUAACACCCCUCAGACCUUGUCUCCAUUAAGGUGUUUUGGCUAAAGCAAGCUCACUAGUAUAGGUGGAUAUUUCAAAUCUUCCCGGUGAUUUUCAUAAAGUUAUACAGUAUAUUCAAUGUACAAGCUUUUGUGUGACCCUCGCCUCAACCAAUAAAAUAAAUGGGUUUACUGAUGUGAAGUUGACGUUAGAAUAAUUACUAGAACAGACAGAAUAAAGACAUUCAAGUCAGAAAAGCAGAGAUCAGGAAUUCAAAUUUAGAAAAUGGACUCAUACACCCAACACAAACACACAUGAUUUGCUGCAGUAACCUAAUAAGAUUGUGACCAGUGAGUCUGACACAUAAAUAUGCACGUACAUACCAGUUGCUGCGAUUUCACAACACCUUCCCACUUACGCCAGCAAAACAUACAAUUUCAACUAAAGCUGUUAGUUAUACCGCAAUGAUCCUGCUAAUGAACCUGAGGUCUUUUGUCUUGAAGCCAAGUAUUUCUCGGUUUGUCAAUAAAUGUGUCAAUACAUGUUGUAAACAUUGCUGUCAGGUGCUACUGGUUUCGUUGGGACAUCACCUGUUUACAAGAGGAAAUAUGAGAGAGGGAGCAACAGAUGGGCAGCAUCAUCAUCUGAUCGGUGUCCAAGUUUUAUAAAUAUCCCUCUUUGAUUUACAAAAUACCUAGGGUAUUAUGUAAGCUUCGAGCUAUACAGUCUUUUAGAUUUAAUUUUAGUUAUCCAUCAAUUGGUGGGAUAACUUUAGAACAGAGGUUGCAAAAUAGUCUCUCUAUAGUUUAGUGACCUUGGUCCAAGCUGAUACAUCAAGCUGAUCAAGAAUAAAAUAAAUAAAUAAAUAUAUAUAUAUAUAUACUUUAGUAGGGCUGGCUUUUGGGUAUUGUGAGCUGUAUAGGUCCAUUGCACCCAUUGUACAGCACUACGGAAUCUGAUGACGCUAUAUAAAUAAUAAUAAUAAUAAUUGGCAAAAGCACCUAUCUACAGGUGUCACAUGGAGUUUGAUGGAGUUUCGGCAAAAUAAAGCCAAUUAAAAUUUCUGGUUAGGGGGGAAACUUAAAUUUUAUCAUUGGUGGACUGUCUACGGGUGAAGGUGGGAGUUGAGGGCAGAAGAAAAGAACUUUAUUUACAGUUCUUCCUUUUGUGACAGCUUGGUCAAUAACAGAAGUGCAGGCAGAUAUAUUAGACUUUACAGUCAUAACAACCCCACCUGCAUAACCACCUGUAUGUAUCUCCAAGCUGCAGAGUGCAAAGAUUACCCAUCCUUUGAUUAAAAAUAAAUGUGCAAAAUUAACUGUAUUAAAGGAGAUUUUUUUUUAACAUAUGUAUAAAUCCGUGCAAAACAAAGACACUGUAACGAACGCUGGUAUUUUGUAUACCCAUUUGUUUGGUUCCUCCCGAACUGCUAGGUACUUAGUGAUUAUAGCUCGCAGUUCAGGCGCUGAGUUGUACAUUCCCCAGGAAUCCAAGUGCAACAUACAAGUAAAUUCCGCUGUUCAGCGGUCACAUACCCAAACAUCAGUCAAGACUAGAUGAAGGGUACAACAACUCUGUUUAUUAUGCCACACACAGCUUUUAUGCAUAACUCCAUGCAAGAGGUCUUCUACCCAACCAACCAGGGGUUUCUAUCCCAGGAGCCUCUGUACCUGGGAGCCAAGGUGUGGGAAAAGGGACCUAGUCUCUUUGUCUCCCAGGUACAGAAAGCCCCCCACUCAUGAAAAGGAUCUCCCACACCAAACAACAAGGGGUCUUCAUCCCAGGAUCCUCUGUGUCUGGGACCCAAGGUGCAGGAAAAGAGACUGUCUCUUUAUAUCCCAGGCACAAAGCCUGCCAAAAUAGCCAGUGCCCCAAAUGUGUCCCACUAACCUCAGGACCCCUCACACAGGUGCAUUUCCUCAACCAGUCUCCGUUCGUGAGGUUCCUGUGCGAAACUCCUGCAAGGGAAGCAUCUCCUUUCGGGAUACGAAUGCUCCCCCUGAUUGGCGUUCGUCUAUACGAAAUGGUGGUCACCCAGGGGAGCACUCAUUAAUUACUUCCCAUGCGGUUUCGCACUUAUGUUACAGGUGUGAACGUUCUAAUUGAUUAGUGGGAACAUUCUAAUGGGGCACAGGGGUGGUCCCAAAAACUGACAAACGGGUUCCAUUGGUAUGAACGCUCCUGAACGGGGAAACAGGGCAUAGCACACGAAAAGGCAGGGAAAUACACAGGGAAAAUAUACGAAUGGACAUGCACAUUGAUGAACAGAGGUUCUGCCGCAGGCACCAAGUCUGUAGUUUCUUUACAGACACGUAGGGUAGUUGGGAUGGACUAGCACUGUAGAAAAGAUGGUCAAGGUGUCUUGGGGUUCCAUAGUGUCUGAAACCAACCUAAAUUUUUUCUCUACAGUGUGGUCAGGAGUGUGGCCAGGUACGGAGCAACAGGAACCUUUUCUGCACAGGGUGCCAGAAAGUCUUAAACCAAAUUAAUUUGGAAGGAAUCAAACAAAUAUUCAGUAAAAUAAAUAACAGUGAGCUGGUAUUAAUAUUUCUUUAGAUAAUGUUAAUGUUUCAAAUAUUGUUAACCUUAUGAACACAUAAAAGAACAGAGUAAUCAAAAGGAAUCCGCGAAUAGCACUUUGGGGUUCCAUGGUGGGGUUGGUAGACAUGAGUACAGACUGAAGUAGUUAUCCAUCCACGUGUUUUGCAAUCUGGGAGUAGUGUCUUUAGCAGACAGGUGCAUCUGUGUAUUGUAUAAGGCAGUGUCCUGAGGUGGGUGGUACCCUACACUGGUUUACACUUGCAAGUUAUUUUUGGGACACUGCUCAGAUGGAUAUGUCGCUAGAGUUCUCUGUUAUGGAGGUAAUUACAGUGUGUUUACACAUUUCCCUAAUACCCACCCAAUACAAAAUAAGUGACAUAUCCAGCUAAAGACUCCCAGCACACCACAAGGUCCAGGCGUCUCAUCACACAUACUACACAAAAUCAUUACUACCUUAAAAUGACCUUAUAGUCACCAGAAAAACUACAGCUUAAUGUAGUUGUUCUGGUGAGCAUAGUCAGUCCCUGCAGCCUUUUUGCUGUAAACACUGUCUUUUCAGAGAAAAGUCAGUGUUUACAUUACAGCCUAGAGAUAACUAAACUGGCACUCGUCAGGUGGCUACUAGAUGUUCUUCUUGGGGCAGUGCUGCAUACUAUGCAGCCCUGACAUUCAGAGUGCCCCCCCCCCUGCAUGGAGACACUGAACUUUACUCAUCGAAAUGCAUUUAGGAGAUGCUGAUUGGCCAGGGAGGUGUUUGUUUCUACGCCCUUUUGUCCCCCUGCCUGCCUCCUUGACUGAGAUCAUCAGAAUUGACUUUCUCUGCCAAUCCAAUCCUAUGGGUUGGCUGAAAUGAUCACUUCUGUUCAUGUCAGCCAAGGAGGCGAAUCAGGGGCAGAGCCAGCACUAGAAGACAUGUUUGUGUUCCUGACCCUAUAGUGCUCCUUUAAAAUCACUUUACUCCAUUUUAUGGUAAAAUUACCUGAUGUCUUGCUAUACUUGACUAGGUCCUGCUUGGCUUGAAACCUUUUUUAAAGAGAGAGCAUUGUAAAUUUAGCCUAUUUCAUGCAAGCAUAUUAUCCAUAACCUGCAACCUCAACAAUGAAAUUAUUUAAGGCUGAGGUGAAACUUACUGUUUAUGACAUAUCAUUUCAAACUUGUGUUUUAAGUUAUGUAUCACAAUAUGUAUCACAUUUCACUUUUGAGUCCUGCGAGAUCCAAUGUAUCCUUUCUCUGUUUUUCAAUGAAUGUUUCUUGCAAUAAAAACAUAUUUAAAAGGAAUCUGCAAUACAAUACUUGUAGAAAGGACCAGGCCAGGUCCAAUACAUAGAAAAAGCAGAGGGAGACUCUGGUCAGCUCCACUGAGCUAAACAGGACCAUACAGGACAGCUUGUGUCAGUUAAGCGCUCUCAGCCAAUGAGGGAGGUCCUGUUUUGGACCUCCUAAUCUCAGUUAAGACAUCUGGCCUGGCCUGCAGGAGAAGUACAAAUGUGGACCAGGAGCUCAGAGGACACAGGGGUGUUUUCAAACCAUUUAAAAACAUUUUGACACAUUACUCUGUAAAUUCUGUAGGGCACUCCUUAUACCAUAACCACUACAAUAAAAAAAAAAGCUGAAGUGUUAACGGAUUUGGAGUGUUUCUUUAAGCUUUGGAAUUGUCACCACUAGGCUAUAAACAAGUCCUAACAAGUAAUUUAUACAGUUAAAUAUGGGCACCUUUUUAGUUGGUCCAAUAGUGUUUUCCUUACUGAGAAAUGUACAAAUGUAAACUGCUAUAUAAUUUGGUCUGGAGAUAUAAUACACAGUAUAAGAGAACAUUGACACCGAAUUCCAGAUUUAGUGACUUUAUCCCUUGCCAACUCGAAACAUAAUUUACUACUAUAUGACGGCAUCUGAAUGUGUUAACCUAUUGCAUGUGUUCUUCAUUCAUGUGAUGAAUUGACUGAGAUUCCAAUUAUAAAACUCGUGUAAUUAUAAAACCUUAAGGCGUUUUAAGCAUUACAAAAAUUGUAUAUACGAUGCAGUAAUUAAGAAGAACAAGUGAGUGGGAACGAUCCCGAAACACCACUGUGGCGAUAAUUGGCUUCUACUCAGGAACCUAACUGCGCUGUGGUGUUUUUCCUUUGCAAGAAUUGUAUUACUGUAUAAGCCAUUAAUAUACUGGUACGUGUCAUUACUCUCACACACAUGUGCUGGGACCAUUGUUAGCUAUUGUUUUUCCUGUAGGUCUUUACAAUUCUCUGAUGAGUAGCCAUACAUUAUUGGGAAUCUCAUGGGAAGAAACUGUAUUCCUAACACGAUUGUGCACCCUGCCCACUACCCCCCUCCCAGCGUAAAAAAAACAUUUUAAACACUUACCCGAUACCAACGCAGGUGUUCCUAAGCACUGAGUCGUACUCCUCCCCCACUGACAUCAGCCGAUUGGUGGGACGUGUGCAUUAGGCCUUCCCCAAUGUAAAGCAUUGCCUCAAUGCUUUCCUCUGUGGCUUUCUAGAUGGUGGAUGUCCUCACAUUGUGCAUGUCCAGUGUCAUUUCACAAAAUCCAACUCGAUGAAACUGCAGAGAGCACCUCUAGUGGCUGCCUAGUAAGCCUUGCAGUUUCUCUCUGUGUUAUAUAUUGCGGGGUUAAGGGAACAGGCACAUUGUACUUACAUUGCAAAUGUAACAGUAUCCCGCUGCUUUAACCCUGUGUACACUGUGUGCUGACAGCUCAUGGAGAAGCUGACAUAUUUCAUAACAGCAGCAACAUUUACUAGAAAGCUAAAGUUGUCAUAGUAGGAGCACUACUGAAGAUGGGAUCAAAAAAAGGAGAGCUAAGAGAGGGCUAGGAAGAUAGAAGUUAGACAGAGAGCAUUAUACAUAAACAUGCUCUGUGUGAGAUUCUUUGUAUUGAGCUCUGUAUAAUCAUACACAGUGAUCCUUGCUGUGUGGGAUAGUCAUGGUAUAUCUUUAUUGUGCCCAAUUUGGUGUGUUAUUUCUCUGUAUUUUACUCAGCUCUAUCUGUUGUACGGGUAUCUGUAUAGUCUACCCAGCUGUGUAUUUUAUAGGUAUCUGUGUAUUGUAUCUCUACAUGCCCAGCACGUUUUAUUGUAUGAGUAUCUAUUAUUAUGUUCAACUCUGUGUAUUGUAUGAGUAUCUUUUAUUAUGUUCAGCUCUGUGUAUUGUAUGGGUAUCUUUUAUUAUGUUCAGCUCUGUGUAUUCUAUGAGUAUCUAUUAUUAUGUUCAGCUCUGUGUAUUGUAUGAGUAUAUUUUAUUAUGUUCAGCUCUGUGUAUUGUAUGAGUAUAUUUUAUUAUGUUCAGCUCUGUGUAUUGUAUGAGUAUAUUUUAUUAUGUUCAACUAUGUGUAUUGUAUGAGUAUAUUUUAUUAUUUUCAACUCUGUGUAUUGUAUGAGUAUCUUUUAUUAUGUGCAGCUCUGUGUAUUGUAUGAGUAUCUUUUAUUAUGCUCAGCUCUGUGUAUUGUAUGAGUAUAUUUUAUUAUGUUCAGCUCUGUGUAUUGUAUGAGUAUAUUUUAUUAUGUUCAGCUCUGUGUAUUGUAUGAGUAUCUAUUAUUAUGUUCAACUCUGUGUAUUGUAUGAGUAUAUUUUAUUAUUUUCAACUCUGUGUAUUGUAUGAGUAUCUUUUAUUAUGCUCAGCUCUGUGUAUUGUAUGAAUAUCUUUUAUUAUGUUCAGCUCUGUGUAUUGUAUGAGUAUAUUUUAUUAUGUUCAACUCUGUGUAUUGUAUGAAUAUCUUUUAUUAUGUUCAGCUCUGUAUAUUGUAUGAAUAUCUAUUAUUAUGUUCAACUAUGUGUAUUGUAUGAGUAUAUUUUAUUAUGUUCAGCUCUGGGUAUUGUAUGAGUGUUUUUUAUUAUGUGCAGUUCUGUGUAUUGUAUGAGUAUCUUUUAUUAUGUUCAGCUCUGGGUAUUGUAUGAGUAUAUUUUAUUAUGUUCAGCUCUGUGUAUUGUAUGAGUAUCUUUUAUUAUGUUCAACUAUGUGUAUUGUAUGAGUAUUUUUUAUUAUGUUCAGCUCUGUGUAUUGUAUGAGUAUCUUUUAUUAUGUUCAACUAUGUGUAUUGUAUGAGUAUCUUUUAUUAUGUUCAGCUCUGUGUAAUGUAUGAGUAUCUUUUAUUAUGUUCAGCUCUGGGUAUUGUAUGAGUAUAUUUUAUUAUGUUCAGCUCUGUGUAUUGUAUGAGUAUCUUUUAUUAUGUUCAGCUGUGUGUAUUGUAUGAGUAUUUUUUAUUAUGUUCAGCUCUGUGUAUUGUAUGAGUAUCUUUUAUUAUGUUCAACUAUGUGUAUUGUAUGAGUAUAUUUUAUUAUGUUCAGCUCUGAGUAUUGUAUGAGUAUAUUUUAUUAUGUUCAGCUCUGUGUAAUGUAUGAGUAUCUUUUAUUAUGUUCAGCUCUGGGUAUUGUAUUAGUAUAUUUUAUUAUGUUCAGCUCUGUGUACUGUAUGAGUAUAUUUUAUUAUGUUCAGCUGUGUGUAUUGUAUGAGUAUUUUUUAUUAUGUUCAGCUCUGGGUAUUGUAUGAGUAUAUUUUAUUAUGUUCAGCUCUGGGUAUUGUAUGAGUAUAUUUUAUUAUGUUCAACUAUGUGUAUUGUAUGAGUAUAUUUUAUUAUGUUCAGCUCUGAGUAUUGUAUGAGUAUAUUUUAUUAUGUUCAGCUCUGUGUAAUGUAUGAGUAUCUUUUAUUAUGUUCAGCUGUGUGUAUUGUAUGAGUAUUUUUUAUUAUGUUCAGCUCUGGGUAUUGUAUGAGUAUAUUUUAUUAUGUUCAGCUCUGUGCAUUGUAUGAGUAUCUAUGUAUUUUGCUUAACUCCAUGUUGUGUUGGUAUCUUACUGUUGUAUGAGUUCUUUCUAUUAUAAGGGUAUCUUUGUAUUUUACCUAGCUUUGAGUAUUGCAUGGAUAUAUCUAUGUUAUAAGUAGCUAUCACCAGUGAAACACAAAGUCAAAAGGAUCUACUUGAAAUUAUUUUGCAAAACACUCGGUAUUAAAGCAUUUAAACAAAAUGACUUGGAAUGGAAUUUUUCCAUUUUGGCUUUUUUUUUUUACCUUAAAUUUGAAAUUCAAUUUGAAUCCAACUUGAGUUCUCAUUUUAUUGAAUAACAACCACCUAUAUGUCACUCAAACUGCAUGUUUGAUUUUCAUAGUAUGUAGGGAUCUGACUAGCAGAUUUAAAAGCUCUCUGGAACCUAAUUUUACAGAUUUCUACUUAUUAAAACUGUUACCUGAAUUAUGACUCCUGGGACCCUUUUAUGUGUUUCCUAAAAACAUGUACAGUUGUGUUAUUGGACAUUACAGGUUAAAAGGUAGAAACAGAAUAAUAUGUAAAGCUGAAAAAAAGGUGAUGAGUGCACACAAUAAAAGGAAAUUGUUGCCUCAUACAUACAUUCCUCUUGUUUUUGAAUAACAAAUAUUUCCUAUACAGAGAUAAAAAAAAAAGCACAACAUAGUGUAAUCUGUAUAUAUAUUCUGUGAGUAGGUGUCAGAAUUCAGACAUAAUAUACACGGGUACCCUAACCAGCUAGAUGGAAGUAUUCAAAAAGUGGACAAUGGAGCAGGUUUAAGAGGUAUAACGCAUCAAAACAUUUAUUUAUUCUUGCAAAUAUUACAUAAACUUGUGCAUUAAAAAAUAGCUCAUUAUAUUGGUGCCUGAGGUGUCCCUUUAAGAAAUUUACAGAAAGUCAUCAUACUCAAUUUAAGGGUGUACAAAAUCCUUAUAUUGCACACUUUUGCUAAUUCAGCUAUUUUACGUGUUUCGGUGAGUCAGCGAUUUUAAUGAGUACACCUUCCACUCAAACAUUCACAGUUUUUUUUCCGUGGGCUAUGAAGUGGAGGUGUUAAUAUUAUGACAUUUACUCAUUGGAUACCUCUCGAAGCAAGUGAUUAAUUAGAGCUUCACAAUUCUUUUCUUAACUUCACUCAAUAAAUAAUGUGAUAUUUAAAAAUUGAUCAUGUUCCCUUAGAGAGAUAAUAAAAUGUCACAACACUGAUUAAAAAAAGAGGCACACAGAGUGAAACACUGAAGUUAUUUGUACUUAAUGUUGGGAUCUCAUCCUCAAAUACAUUAACAUAUUUUACUUUCCUUUUCUACUUUCCAACUGCCUACACAAUGUUGUAUGAGAACUUUAGGUUUAAGAAAGUAAUGCAUUUUACAUAACUAGAGCUUCGAAAGAUAAAACAUUGCUAGGUUUUUCAGAGUUAGAUUUCACGGUUCGUCUAUAAAGCAUGAAUUUUAAAAUGGAACUGUUGCUUCAACUAUUGCUUCGAUGAUUUCUCCAUUAUGUCUUCUUAGCUCUAUAUUUAACAUACAGACACUCCUCAUAUACCGACCGGUUUCCGUUCUUACAAUUUGGUUGUAAAACGAAUUGGUCGGUAAGUAAGAAUGAGAUACAGAGCAUGCGCACCAGAGCAGGGAAUCCCUCAAAUCUACAUUCAGGGGACAUUCUGCGAACAAAGACCAGCUAUUUAACAUGGGGAAUCCCUUGAAUCUCCAGGAGAGAGCUGGUCGUAAAUCCGAGCCGUUGUUAAACAGACCAGUCGUAAUGUGAGGACUACCUGUAUAUGUAUUUGUGGAGUGUGAAAAUUUAAAUUAAAUGUCGAUAUUUGUUUCUCUUUAAUGUUGCUAACGGGCGCCUCUGUCUUAGUGUUCUUUAUUUUUAUAAACUCUGUCCUUUGCACCAGGCAAUCAAUAAACAGAGAAACGAUACAGAGAAGAGAAAAGCUUAAAUAAUGUUUCCUUUUCAUUUGCAGUGUUUGCCCUGGCUUUGCCUUGACGGAACUGGAUUGUGAUGUCAUUUGAGAUUUGAUAACUCUUAAAUAUAAUUUUAAAAUAAAACAAAACAUCUUAUGAAAAAGGUUAACAGAAUUUAUAGCUGAUUUUCAAUGUUUUAUGAUGUGGUGUAAAUUCAAGAUAUAGUUCCCCUUUAAGCUGAUGGUUAAUAAAUUGCAUGGAAUAACAUUGGAGAUUUUUUUAUCUUGAGAUUUUAUAAUUAUUAUUUUAUGUAAUAUUAAGUAUUAUAUUGGUGUUUCAUUUGCUUAUAUAAAUUGAUAAAUUUUCGCCUUGUUUUUCUACAGUACAUAUGUUUUUUUUUUUAUUUGUACCUUAAAAUUAAUUUUUUUCCUUAAACUUAAUACCCGCAACCAAUAUUCUGAGAUGAUACAUUCAUAAUACGUGCCAAUCUUUUUACUUUACCACUCUGACAGGCCAGAAAGGAAAUCUGACCAACCAAUGUGCGAGGAACACGAAGAUGAGAAAAUUAAUAUAUAUUGUCUGAACUGUGAAGUGCCAACUUGUUCCAUGUGCAAAGUCUUCGGAGUUCACCAGAACUGCCAGGUUGCUCCACUUUCUCAAGUUUUCCAAGGACAAAAGGUGAUUUUUUGCAUUUUCUUUCAAGUAUAUUUUGAUGCUUUGUCAUAUAAUUCUAUAGACCCUUUAAUACCAGAUGGAUGCAUACUCCUUUGGUAUGUGUUAGUAUGUGUUAGUACCCCAAUGGCCCUGAAAUCCUUCAGAUCUAUUACUUUGCUUAUUAAGGACCAAAUUGUUACAUUUGGCUGUUGUGAUGGAGCUCCUGUUCUCUGACUGAGUACCUCCUCUCAGUUAGCUUCCUAGAGGCUUGCCAGGACCCUGAAGCACUUCAGCCCUAGGCUUGGCUUAACUGGGGUCUCUCUGGAGCUUUUCCACAGGACCAGGCUCUAGCUCUCCUUCCAGGCAGGUAUCGUCCCCUCUGACUAUUCCACCGCAACCAUUCUUCCAGGCUUGUAUCAUCCCCUCUGACUAUUCCGCUGCAUCCCUUCUUCCAUGCAGGUAUUGUCCCCUCUGCUGCUGCUAUGCAGGUAUCCACCUCUCCCUGCAAUGUGAUUGCUCUUGCGUCUCUCAGUUUUAGCUCUCUUGAGUUAUCUCAGGGCUAGCAGAAUCUUGCAACCAGCCAACAGGUAACACAACUUUAUGGCUGGGAUCCCUAAAGAUUCACACAGAACACAGCUUUAUUUUUACUUGGGACUUAUUACAUAUAGAUUACUGUGACAACGCAAUAAAAAUACAAACAAUCAAAUCACAUUAGACAACAUACAGAAACUUAUAAUAACAUGACAUGUUUAUAACGGGGUGGGGAAGACAAUAAUUAACACAAAACAUCUCUCCUGCCUGCAGAAUUAGCAAUAUGCAAAUCUACCUGAUUAUGCAAAUUAACAAGCUUGUUAUUCAGGUAGUGUAUAUUGCUGUUGCUACCAACAGAGGGUGCUCUACAGGCUCCAUAGCCAAAUCCACCUAGUUGGCAGCAACCAUCAGCAGGACAGGAGAUCACACAAAACAAUUAACAAUAGACAAAUACAUAUACACACUCUGAACCUAUAGUGGACACAGGGUGAUUUAGACAUAGGAGUAGUGAUGUCCCGAACGGUUUCUCGAAUGGUUCGCCGCGGACUCAUCAUUGAGUAAACUUUGACCCUGUACCUUACAGUCAGCAGACACAUUCCAGCCAAUCAGCAGCAGACCCUCCCUCCCACACCCUCCCACCUCCUGGACAGCUCACUAAGAAUGCAACUUCAAAAUGGAUGCUGUCCAGGAGGUGGGAGGGUCUGGGAGGGAGGGUCUGCUGCUGAUUGGCUGGAAUGUGUCUGCUGACUGUGAGGUACAGGGUCAAAGUUUACUUAAUGAUGAGUCUGUGGCGAACCGUUCGUGGCAAACCGUUCGCGAACCAUUCGGCGAACCGUUCGGGACAUCACUGCAUAGGAGUAGUCCAGGAUCCUACAUAAAGUGUUCGUCUGAAACUCUUGGGGAUGGUGACUACUGUCACAGCAGUCAUUAUACUUUGGUCAAUGAAGAUUAAAUUCCAACAAAGAAUUGUUUGUUAUUUAUGGAUAACAUUUUAAAAGGAUAUAAUAUUUUGAAAACUAUUUUAACAUUUUAAAAUAUUGAUAAUUUUUGUUCAUAUAUGAUAUAUGUUUGAUAUUUUAAUAUUUUGAAGAAAAAAAGGCAUUUUAACAUGUAUUCAAAUAUAUUAAAUCAAGGCCUUAAGUUUAUUGUUGGAUCCUAAGUGUCUGAUAGUGAUUAUCCCUUUUGGCUUUAAGGGUUAAAUAGCCUCAGAAAAUGAGAUUUGUUGCCUGGCUUACUUUGUAUCAGAAGAAAUGCAAAACAUGCCACUAAUAUAAUUAAAAGUAAAAUCUAAAGCUAGAGCAAAAUCCAAACACUUUGAAGAAAAUAACAUGAUUUGUUCUGUGCAUCCUUUACAUUACAUGUUCUUUUUUUAUUUUAUAAUGUGAGCCAGAGAAACUAGCAUUCGACAUUUUCGUUAUUAAGAAAUGAUUAAAAAGCCACAUUCAUUUAUCUAAUUACCUAAUAUGAUAAUUACCGGUACUUUAAUUAGGAUUUUAGCUCCAGUUCUUUGUAACUAUUUGUUUAAUACCAUCCAUUUACCAAUCUAUUAAUCCAUUUAACAAUUAAGACUUCAUCAGCACUCUAAACCUCCCCUCAACCUUUUACAUUGACGAUCGGGUUUGAGAUGAAAGUGCAGUCCAAUUAUAAUUUUAGUUUUGUUUUAGUUUUUUUCCAUUCUACUUAUGUUUUCCAUUUAAUAUAUAUCUACAAAUUAAAAUAUCUUCCUGUUUCUUUGAUCAGUACAGAUAAGCACAUUUUUAAUUAUUCCAGGGAAGGAUUCCAAUGUAUAUUUUUCCAUGAUCUGAGCUUGACAUGAAAAAGCAGGAUUGUAAUUAAUAUUUAUUAACCAUAGAAGCAUUAAAAUAUAUUUGGUAUAAAUUAUGCAGUUACCCGGAAAUCGAUUAUUUGUGUUGGAAGCUACUCAUUUAUUUUGUGAAAUUUUCACUGUGCUCCUAUCAGUGGUGGAACUACCAGAGGUUUGGCCAUACCGGGACACACAAGCUGGGAGGCCCAUCAGGUGGCCCACACACCUAGCGCUACCCAGUGGGCAUGUCUGACCCUUUAACUGCAUGACUGAAUCCCUAUCAAUCAGCAGUUUCACCACAGAGCUUGAAGGAAGUUAUUUCAGGUAACUUCCUCCAGGUUACAGAGAAACAUAUGGGGAGGCAGGGGGAGGGUGGUCCAGCCAUGCUGGUGCUUUAAUAUUUAUAUGAGUGAGCACUGUACAUGGAAAUACCAACACAACAAUCAAAUACACCCCCUACAAUCGAACAUCAUCACUAAAUACAAACACAUUCCUGUAUUGAAAUACCAGCACUACAGACAAACACACCCCUGUAAUCAAAUGCCAACACUACAUAUAAAUUCAUCCCUGUAUUAAAAUGCCAACAUUAUAUACAAAUACACACAGCAUUGAAACGCCAACACUACACCCAAACACACACCUGCAUUCAAACGCAAACACCGCACACAAAUACAUCACUGCAUUCAAAUCUCAACAGUACAAACAAACACACAUGACAUUCAAAUGCCAACACUACACAAACAUACACAUACUCCAUAUAAAAACAUGCUUAGAUUCAAACACACAAACACUGCUCACAUAUACAACUGUGUAAGAAUGGGCAUAUGCUAGAUCCCCAGCUGACAAAGCAAAUUUGAGUUGUACAACAUAUUGGAUCUAUCUUGCUUACUUUUGGGGGUAGGCUUAAAAAUUCUUGCAGCAGUAGCCUCUCUACAUUAGUUCCACCACUGGUUCCCAUAUCUGGGCUGUUGUUUUGUUAAUACAGUACAACAUAUAAAAAGGAGCACACUCAAUAGGAAUUAAGUAAUCUUUCAUUAAUAUAUAAAGCUAGCAAUAUACAAAAAUACAGAUAUACUAUAACUCACAGUGCACCAUAACCCAGAAAUAUCACAUCACAAAAAUCAAAAACCAAAAAAAUGAUUAAAAAAACAGAAUAACGCAAAAGAGACCUACAAUGCAACAUAUAUAAUAAAAAAAAUGACAAAACACAUGAAUAGAUGAUAAAAGCGGAUUACAUACCAGAAACUGACACACCAGAAAAUGAAGGUGAGAGGCUGGAAGCUCUUCCUUGGUAAAACAUAAAUGUAAAACAGAAUAAAACAAUAUAGUGAACACCAUACAACACUCAGUAAAUACCAUUCUCACAUUUAUUGAGUAGCUGAGCUACUCAAUGUAUUCAGCAUAGGUGGCAUUUGCCCUUUACCAAAGAUUAGAUGUGUUGAGAUGUGCAGUGGAAUAUUUCUCAGAUGUUGUCAGGAUUAGCAAUACAUGCUAAAAACAAUUAAAAAAAAGUAUGUGGCCAAAUCACAUAAGAAUGGGGAUGAUACCACACCAGAAACAGAGUUUGAGAUGAAAGCUCUUCCAUUGUGAGUCAAUUUUCUAUUUUUCUAGUACUCACCUUAUAGUGACAGUAUUACUGUACCUCUACCACUUAUCAUCACUAAGGCUAUGUAAGAAACAUAUAUAUCCAUAAGUGGGGAUUAUACUAAUGCAUGCAAUUUAUACUGGAGCUGGUUCUGACGCUCCUUAAUAUGUGAGUGGGCACUUAUACACUUUUAUGUUGUAUGUCCUCAACGUAUCAAGAAAUACUCCACAAUUGGUUCUCCUCUCUAUUAUCUUUUUAUCUUUACGUACCCAGUGCAAUACCUACCAGCUAUAUAAGAAGCCAGAUGGACUGGCAGCAAGUGAAAAAUCUUGGACUGUGUUCCAAUCGCAUUUUAUUACUUGUAUAUCAUUAGGCACAGCCUGUUGUGUUUUAUUGUUUGUCUGUUCGUUUUUUUGAGGGAGUCCCCAAUUUUGAGUGCCUGCCUUUAAAUAAUCUGUUGUUUAAUUUGUAUAGUUCCUAUCCUUCCUUUCGUUUCUGUUCACCCAUAUUAUGAAGUUGUUAUAGUGCCUACAGCUUUUCUUUACAGCUCACUCUUGAAUAAUACUAUUUGUAACAAACUUCAGGGAAUAGAAUAAAAUAUUGUUGUGUAUUUUGUUGUUGCCACAUAAUGGGGUACUCCAUAUAUUUACCCAAAAUAUUUGAGCCCCCUCCCCAAUCUCUGAUGUCAUGUAGGACUGCUGAUUAUUGGUUUGUUAAGUAGAAUAAUUUGUGUCUUUUUAUGUACUUUACAUUUCAUUAAAUUAUUUAUUUCAGUAAAUAAGUUUGGUUUCUGUAACAACAAUUUUAUUUUUUGACGCCGCUCCUAAUUCUUAGUUAUUUCUGAGGGUAAUGCUUUAAAAUGUAAGCACCUGCUUUUGAUAUCACAAGUUCUCCUUCAUUUCAGACAGCAAGUGUGUGCUGAUGGGCCUGUCUAGGCAGACUGGAUGAACUCCAGGAAUGAAUGUUAAUGACAUAUUAAGAUCUGGGAUAGACAAACGCUGGAAUUCCAGCAGCUCUGCAUUGAGCUCCAAAUCAGAUGGCGUGGUGAUUGUUGCCUAUUCAGUUUUGACUAUUCUUUUUUCUGGCAAGCAUUUGUUUCUUCCAGCAAAAGGUGCCAUAGUGAAUAGUCACUAAACCUUUAAAUAUUCUGGGUGACAGGAUAGCUGUUGAAAAAUGGAGAAAUAUUGAGAAAUAUAGUAUCAUGCAGUAAUGUGCCUAUAAUAUACAGUAGUCGAGGAUUGUCUCUUUGUGGCCAGAAAUCACACGCAGAACCCCUGCUGUUCCCUUAAAUCUUAGAUGGCUGGGAGCCCAAGAAAACCAGAUGGGUUAUAACAUGCAGAGAAGCUAAAUUGGGACUUGGAAGAUGUAUGUAGCACAUUCCAAACUGCUAAAGAUAAACUCGGAGUCCCCUUGAGCUUUGAGGAUUUAGUAGCAUAUUUACUAUUAGGUGAGAGGUUGGAGAGUUACAACUAAUGAUAUUCUAUAGAACCAAUUUAUCUUUUUCAGAGAAUAAAACACUUCACAGAUGAUUUCCCUUUGCGUCAUUCAUAUCUCUGUAAACCUACCUAUUUGAUUUGUCUCUACCCAAUACAAUGGGUACAGGGGAGUACUGGCAACUUUUUUUUUGUGCUCUAAAUACAAUUUACAGGAAACAUCUCGAUGUUAUUAUUAUCAUUAAAAAAAAAACAUAUUUAAAGAACACAACCAUAUCAGUAAGAUAGGCUGUGUGUACCCCCUCAUAUCGGUCACCAUCCAUGGUGCGAUACCACUAGCACCUAACAUCUGUAUCUCUUUUAAAAUCACUUUAUUCAGUAAAAGGAGUAAAGUUGUAUCUGUCUUUUCUCAGGUAAACCACCGGCUAUUCAUAUUGUGUUUACCGCUAAAAUAUCGAUAUUGAUUAGAGCAGCAAUCCACAUCAUCUAGAACGCCAGUAGGAUUACCACUUUUGCCAAUAAAUGAAAAGCAAUAAUUUUUUUUUCCCACUUAGCGUUAAUCAUGCAGUAACUUAUGUGUUUUUAAUUGUCAGUCCGAGAUCUCUGAAGGGAUUGCUGUGCUGGUUGGAUGCAACGACAGGAUUCAAGCAGUAAUAGGCCAAUUGGAAGAGACAUGCAAAGCCGUAGAGGUAUGUGUGAUGCACUAGUGAAAACCUAUAUGGGUUACUUUUUUUUUUUUUAAAUGAAUGACCAUGUUUUAUAAUUGAAAUGAUGGCUUCUAAUUUUAUCAACAUUUUGUUUUUGUUUUUUUCUUUUUAUUAGUAGUUUUACAAUUGAAACAAAAUAUUUAAUUGUAUUAAUAUUAUUUCGAUUUCUCUCAAUACCACAAUAUAAUGAAUAUGUAAUAUAAAAUGAAAGGAACACUCCAAGUACCAUAACCACUAUAGUGAAAUGGCUAUGGUGCCAGGAAUGAUCUGGUGCUCCAUCAAAUUGUAGAUUGUAGAACUUUAGAGGAGUUUAACCCCGGCUGCCACUCCCCACCUCCACAAUAUCCAUUUGAAGUAGGAGGCCUACUACCCAAAUUCUACCUCUUCAGCCAUUUAACCCUUAUUACAAAUGAAGAAAUCUGAGUAAACCUUUUUAAAAUGGUCCUUUAGUCUGCUGAUAGUAGCAACGUUUAGUAAAACAAAAUACAUAAAAAUAUUUUAGGGGUUGUCAGUACUACCAUUAAAAACAAAACUGGACCCAGUAGUGCAAAGGUAGGCUCCUACUAAGCCAGGACAGUUGUGAACUAUGCCUUUAGACCAUGUUCUUUGUUAUUGUGAAAUUCUGAGCAUGCCACUCGUAAUUAAGGGUUAAUACUUUUUGAGCUUUGGAAUUCCUGGGAUGUACUUAAGACAUGGAAUAUAACUACCUGCCAGCAGACACAUUUAAAAGUUAGUAUUUAAUCACUUUUCCAUAAAUGUAUUUCAUUCUGAAGAUUAGACUCACAACACUUAAAUAUAUAGUUUUGCACUAUAACCCCAAAUAACACUGCAGUAUCUGUUUCUGUUAAUCAACAUAUUUUAGCUACUGGUGUUAUAAACUUUAAGGAGCAAGAGACUCUGAAAGUGUGAUGUCUAGGGCUGAUUUUUUUGGGGGUAAUAUUAUAUAUUUAUCGCUAUCCCAUCCUAAAUGUCAAGUCAAAACAGCAUGUUUAUAGAACUGAUCAAAUAUCUGUUAAAGUGAUUUUCUUGACACCAUUUAUCCAUUGAAAAUAAAACGAAAAUUAGUUUUUCAUUGUGAAUGUAUAUAUUAUGAUAUAGCUGUAUAAAUUCUACUAGUAAUAAAAUUGUAUUUACUUUAUUUAAUCUGUUGUAACAACCGUGUGUUCACUCAGAAACAGAACAAAAUCUUUUUAAAUCUCAUAAUCUGGUAGAUGAACAGACUAUUUGUAGUAAGCCUGCUGUUCACAAAUCAUGCGGCUGACAAGCUUCCAUUCAGAUAGGUGUGGAUGUCUCCUGUACACUCUGCUAACAAAAUCACCAGCUCAUAUACAAAUUAAAGUGGAACUUUAAAUCCCUAUGGGUUCUACUAAUUUAUUUACUUAUUUGUGAUAUAAAAAAAGUUUAAUUGGAGUUAUCCACACCUCUUUAUCUUGUGAUGGGCACUUACAUCAUAGCCCUCUGUCUAUCAUUGUUAUAAGCUCUGUACUUUGCCCCAGGAAAUCAGCAUAAAUCAUAUAGAAAAAAAGGAGAAAUUAAACAUUUAUCUUUCUCUUCUUCAUUUGCAUUGUUUGCCCUGUCUGUGCCUUGUCUGAACUGGAUGAUGACGUAAUGCUACAUUUUUAAUAUAUAUUUAAAUAAACUCUAAUCUCAAGAACAAAAAAAGGGUUAGCACUAGUUAUAGGUAGUUUUCAGUGUUUUAUUCAAUUAGGUAAAUUCCAUAGAUGUGUCAGUUUCCCUUUAAAUAAUAUACUCAGUUGACAUUCACUUCCUCCACACAUAACAAUAUGCCAUCGACAAUGAGUUGGUGUUUUUCUUCUUCCUUGUAAUGAACAACUAAUAGGAUUAAACACCUCAAUCAGGAAUCUAAGUAAGGUACAGAGAGAACAAAAUAGAUGUUUAUUAGGGUGUGACUGUGCCCAAGCCACACAACCUUAAAGCGGCACUGUCAACCCCACUGAAAUUUCAACCCAAUAAAGAGAAGUACAGCGACAAAGUAGGGACUGCUUGGUCUCAGUAUAUUUCCCCUGCCUGACUUUCUUAGACUCAGGGUAGAGCUACAGUGUCUAUCCGACUGCCAUCACCAGUGACGGCUGCAGGUAAUUGGAUCUGUCUAUGGAGGAUCCCAUGGACUUGCGGGAUCCUCCAUAGAUCUCAACUCUUGCCUGCUAGAGUAGAUGGCUGUGCCCGUGAGAGUCAGGGUCAGGUAAGUAAAUCUCACCUUACCUGCCCCCGUCACCAUCGGGGAUCUUUCGGCAAAUUGGGCAAAGUCCCCACAUGGUGACAGUGCCACUUAAAGCAUACCUAUUCCUGAAUUGUUGUAAAAAAAAAAACAUCUGGCAUAACGCCAAUAUAUAGCUUAAUCUCAUAUAUCUAAUUUCCUCAAUAUAUAUUUUUCAUCGCUUUUUAUUGCGAUUCAAAAAUUUUAUUGUAUUUAUUAUAUUGCGAAAAUGUCAAACAAAAUAUCAAAAUCAAAAUGAUUUUAGUUUUCUUUAUGCACGUUUGAUGAAGUUAGAAUGAUGGCUCUAUAGGCUUAGUAUGCGAAUGUGAUGUAAAUUGGGAUGAAUAAAAAAAUGUGAAUUAUUUUUACAUGAAUUUUUACAUGCAUGAUGGUUUCACUGCUAAGAAUUACCAGCACCUGUUUCCGUUGCUGAUCUGUUGCUUGUGAAUUUAUAGGUUGUUUUUUUUUUUCACAGCAUACAUUAUUAUUGCUUUUCCUUCUUACAAUUAAAAGUGACAAAACCAAUUAUGUUGCAACAAUUCUUACAGUUCACUAAUAAAAGGUCAUAACUGAGUGUUCCAUUCCCCACCGGUGUAAAGUUAACCAGGAAGUCACGGGAAGAAGUAAUUACAUUUAAUACACUAAAAUAGCUUCUUCUCAUGGUCUAUUACGGAUCAACGAUUCUAACAUGCAAUAUGGGCAAAUAUUGAGAUAAUUAUUAUUUUAAAAGUUUAAAAAGUAUGAUGCAUUAUAGCACUAUGUAAGCAUAUAUAAACAUAUUCUUGUACUAAUUAAUAUUCUGAGAGAUAAGUGAAAUUUCUUUUGCUUAUGAAUUGCGAUUGAAUAAAGGGCUAACAAUAUUUGCGACUUUAUAAAAUUAAAGGAGGCGGCAUGUGACAACAUAAUAAGGUCCCUCAGUAAAGAUGGUUAUUGAUGACAAUGUGAAACUAGUUUAAGAAAAAAAAAAUAAUCACACACAUUAGUUAAAAGGAGACUCCGGUUACCAUAACAGCUUCAUAUAAAUAAGGUUGUUAUAGUGCCAGGAGGCUCCUGGCAGACUCUAAGGAGGCCCCUGUCAGACCCCAAAGGUUAACUCUAGCGCCGACCUCAAAGUCCACCAGGUGGAAUCCCGCUUCUGAAUCUGUGUUACAGGAAGCGCAGGGUGCUGCUGGGCAGGGGCACUGCUGACUGGCUCGAGCAGUCAGCUGACGCUCUAAGCCAAUCAGUAGCUCCCCAUUCAUAAAAAAAAAAGUAUGUAGGGGAGAUUAAUCCAGGCAAAUUAUAUUAUUAUUAAAUAUAUUAUAAUAUAUUAUAUAUUCUUCUUAUUCAGAACUCUAUGAUUUUUUUAAAUAUAAUUUAGAGGAAGUGGAAUCUUUCACAAAUUCAUGAAAAUAUAAAUCUGCCUUUUUUAAUUUUUUUUUAAUUAAAAUGCAAAUUAAUGUCGGUUUGAUGUAAAAGUGUUGUAACUUUGUAAAAUCAAUGUUUUGCAGGAUAUACUUGAAAAUGAAAGACAUCUCAAUGUAUUUUUUCUAAUGAAACUUUUCUAAAAGACAUUUGUUUUUGCAUUUUCCAUAAAUAUCUGACACAUAUGCUUUAUAUUAACAUUUAAGAGGAUUUUCCCUAUUUCUUUUGUAUCAGUUUUAUAAUUACAUAUCCCUCUACCUAAUGAUUAAUUCCUAAUUUAAAAAAACAAAAACUCUGAAUAAGACAGCUAUAUAACAACUCUUAAAUACUGAAUUACAUAUAUGUGACAUUUUUAAUUUUAUUUCCUAUUAGUUUUGGGAGAGUACUUUUCACGUCUUUUCAAUGAAAACUAUAUAUACAUAGAAGCAGCAUUUCAAUAUAUUUUUUUUCUAAAGUUCUGAAAUGGAUACAAAAACUUUGAAAAAAAAUAUAUUUUUACUAGUUGUUCCAUUGCCAAGAAAUGUUGUCUUGUUUAGAGAAAAAUCCAAACCACAGAUGGAAGGUAUCUGCAAAGUUUGCAUUUGGCAGGUUAAUCCCAGUAAAUUUGCCAAUUCUAGAAAUGCUUAAAAAUUAUUCAUGAUAUCUUAUGUUCUUGUUAUGAAAAAAUAUUUUCCAUGAGAAUAUUGAUCAAGGGAAUUCUGCUUGGUCUUGUCGUGGGUGACAUCUUGAAACUUAAACAGUAGAAGGAGCUUUCUCAAAGUACUCUGUAGGAAUAAAACAAUAUAUUAAAGUUUACUCUACUUUAUACCAUGGUAACAUUAUUACUGAGGAGUUUAUAUAGCUGGUUGACUUGUGUCGAUCAAAUUUGACAUAAUUAUUGGUAUAAAAACCCAAUGGUUGACAUUUGAGGUAUUCACUAAAAUUUAACCAGCUAACCUAAAAUUUAGAUUGAAUGGUGUGAAUUUUACUCAGUGGAGUUAAUUGUUAGCUGUAAAAAAGGCUAGUUUACUGGAAACUGCUGCAAUUAUUGAAUUUAUUACAAGACAUAGAGGUUCAUAUUAUGCAAGUUUAAAGCUGAUAAAUAACUAAAUGAGGAAAAUACACAUUUAUGGUUUAAAAUAAAAUACCUUGAAAUAUGACUUUCUAACCCAAACAGCAGACCUUAAAAUGUCUUCAAGACUACACUAUACAGGAAGAACUUUAGAUGCCAUCACUCCUACAACAGAUUAGAGCCAUUUAAUCUAUCUUGCUAGUGUAGACGUUUGCCUCAUUCCAGACUUGCCUCUAAGAGUGACAGUUGCCUUGCAGUACUUCAUGUAUGGGACAGGGCAUAAAUUGGGUCUGAGAAAGGAAGGUAGAUACAAGACUGAGUUGGAAAUAUCGAACCAUACCCUUCUGGAGUGAAGGGUUGCAUCAAAACAUCUUAGACUCUAAUCAUUUUAUCGAAAAUUAAAUUACAGGGCUGACAUAACAAGUUUGGAGCAGCGUUGAUGGAGGGAUACAGGUUGAUAGAUGGCCAAUUGUCAAGAAAGGGUAGAAGACACUUGACAUCCCAAGUAAAUGUGUAUCUAUGUAUAGAUAACUUAACUCAUUUCAUUAGACAAGAAACUAGAGUGUGAUGAUCCACCUUAAUGCCUUUCAGAUCGAGCCAUCAUAUGCAGCUGUAAGGAUGAGAAAGUCCACCAACAUCUCCAGUAGAAAAACUUGUCAUGGGUGCUCAAUAAUAAUGAGAAGGAGAGGUAAAGGUCUAGGAUAGGGGCUUAACAAAUGUGGUUCAAAAUCACCUGGUGAUUUAUGCAAAUAAAACUUAUUAAAACUAAUUGAAGGGAAUUCCCCUUCGAUAAAAUGGAGGUGGUGACCUAAAAACAAUCAUAUGCAUGUAGAAGAACUGGCAAAAUAGCUGCCACAAGGACUUGAUGAGAAGAGGACAAGAAGUCCAUCAGUCAGAAGAAAAAUCCGGUAAACAAAAUAUUAGAUUUCAUAAACCAACAAGCAGAAAACAGGGAAACACAAAGGAGAAAGAAUGGUGGCAAAAAUAAUUAUGAGGGCAAAUACAAACCAAGAGAAGAAUAGAAGAGACAAAUAAGCCGCAAUAAGAAAAAAAAGAAAUGAAACGGAAUAAAAAUAAAUAUAAAAGAAGAGAAAUGAACAACAAAAUAAUUAUAUAAAUUAAUAUAGUCAAAUGAAGCAGACCAAAGCACUGGAAUAGACAAUAAAUUAUUAUUUAUCUAGCACCAACAAAUUUCUCAGCACUGUACAACAAACAAAUAUUUGCAACAAGACAGGUUGGACGCACAGGAACAGAGGUUACAUUCUAGAGGCAAUGGAGCAAAGUGACACAAGAGAUAAGCCGUGUACAACAGACACAUUUUUGCAACAAGAAGAGCUGGACGCACAGGAACAGAGGUACGGGAAAGAUGCUAUUAAUUGGAAUGCUUUCCUAAGUAAGUGAGUUUUCAAUUCUUUUUUAAAGGAAUGGAGACUGGGUGAGAGUCGAACAGAGUAGGGAAGGGUGUUUUAAAGGAACAGUGCCCUAGAGAAGUCUUGAAGGUAGACAUCAGAGGUUUAAGCAUGAACAGAGGAUAGAGGCAGAUGGAGGAGCAGCAAAGAAAGAGGAAUGAUAAGGGUUACUGUGCCGAUUUAUAUGCUGGAACAACAGUGAAAAGCCUAGGGUUCCUAUAUGAAAUAGUCCAGCAAUUUGCAGUUUUGGGCGAUUUUGGUUCUUUCACAUGUUUUCUCUUUACAGAUGAGGUCCAGUAAAGAGAUAGGUAAACAUAGUAAGAGUUUUUUUGUCUUGUAAUAAAAUUGUGGUUUUGUUCUUUCAGUUGCAGAAACGGGUAUGUACGAAAGGUUGAACUUGUUGAACUACAUACUGUUUUUGCAAUCUAUAUUACUAUAUAUUUAUUAGAUUAAUAUUAAUUUGAAUACCCACCAAUAUAAUGCUUAUUUAUUUAUUUACUUUGGUGAAAUGCAGCAUGUCUUGGUAUCAUUCCCCUCAUAUUCUUUCCCAUUGCACAACCUAAUUUAUCUACUCAGUCAUUCUUCCUCAUAUUUCGUGCCCUGGUGACCUAUUGUGAGGUUUAACAUCGUCCUUUUAAACUGAAUUUGUGUUUGUACUUGCUCAUGAGCAGGCUUCAGUAAGAAACAGCAGCUUAAAGAAGCAUUGAUUUUCCAUAAAAAAUAGUAAAUGCAUGUAAAUACCUUCAAUGUCAGCCAGUCUUCCCUUCAAGCUGUCCCACUGUACCGGGUGUUUAUUUUUCCAAGUAUAAUGUCAAUAUAUUUAUUAUUAAUGCAUAAAGUUGGUUCAUAGUUUUGUGCGAAAACAGCUGCAUUGGGAUUGCUUGCAGGACCCUAUAAUAAAACUUCCCUCUAGGAUGUUCUAUUAAUAGUUUCUAAAUGUGCAACUCUAAUUCUAGAUAUUCCCUAGCACUUCCAAAUGUCAGAUACAACACCACUGCAUUUGCUAAAAGGAAGUAUCAGAUGCCACAAUUUAAAGUUUUAUUUAAUUGAAUGAAUUUACAUCAUUUUCUAAGUGGGCACAGACAUUGCAUAUCUAUGAUAAUUUAUACCUUAUAUUAGGUAUAACAAAACAAAAAAACAAAACAACAAAACAAUGAAUUAUUAAACAACGCAAACAAUAGAAAAUGAAUAAGAUACAAAAUAGAAAUUGGAAAAGUUCAUCACUGAUAUAUAUGCAAUAAAUAAAAUAUUCAACAAUAUCUACAUCCACCUUAAAUAUAUAUAUAUAUUUCUGUCUUUAAACUAAACCUUAAACAAAUGUUUUACAUCAUUUAUUGGGAAUACGUGAUGUAGAAGAGUUUGGGAAAAGGUUUGUUUGGUACCUGAUUAAGGUGAAUUUGCUUGAAACAUUGUACUUCACGUAUUUCCAAUAACUGAUGUAAAACUCUGUUACGAACGGUUAAAUAAUGGGUGCUUGCAGAGUGUGUUUAAGAUGUAAACCUUUUUUAACAGCUGGAUAUCUGGUAUAUAACUCAAUAUUCAGAUUUUUCUGAUUAUUAAAUCUAUUUUAUUGUGUUCACGUUCUAUUAGUCUGUUACGUUGUCCUCACACUCUUGGUAUUUCCAUCUGCUGAUAAUUCUCUACUCAUUUAAAAGAACACUAUGUGCCUUACACUUGAUUUUAUUCAGAAUAGCAGAAAUUUUAGAAAUAAAAUAAUUGAUGAAGACAUGGUUACAAUAAAGGGAUUCUAUAGUGUAUGGAAUAAAAAGUUGUACUUCUUACACUAUAGUUCCCUCUGCUCCUCCUUCUCCCCCACCCAGCAUUGAAAGGGUUAAAACCCCCUUCUAACACUUACCUGAUUUCAGCUCUGCCGACUCUGAUGUUAUCUGACAGGUAUGACGGCUAAUGCGCAUGAGCACUGAACGCCGUGAGCACAUUAGGCCCUCUCCAUAGGAAAGCAUUGCUGUAAUGCUUUCCUAUGUGGAUUUUACUAUGCUGGAUGUCCUCAUGAACCAAAAGUCGCCUAGCAAGCAGGAAGUGUCUCUAGUGGCUGUCUGAUUGACAGCCACUACUGGCAGUCUUAGUACUGCAAUGUGAUUAUUGCAAUUUCUCCAAAAUUGCAAUGUCUUACAUUGCAGGACAAAGGAGGACAGGUACACUGCACUUAGACAACUUUAAUGAGCUAAAGUGGUCUCGGUGCCUAUUGGGUCCCUUAAGCAAAAGGAGUAUGGAAGCCACAAAAUGUAAAUAAUUUAUAUAUUUGUAUAAUAUAGCAUAGUAUAUAUACAAUUACAUUUUUGAGAAGCAGUGUUAGUGGAAUAACCUGAAAACCUCCUAAAAAAUAGAUUAUAAUGGAGAAAUACAUCAAGCAAAGUUCAUAUGGUUAUGGUGUUUUCGAGAUGCAAGGGCAGUUUGAUAGAAUAUUUCUGAGCGAGGGAUGAACGUUGAGAGAGGUGGAGAGUCUAUCAUCAUGCGUAGAAUGGCGAUGGUAAAUAGUGGAAUAUUCAGUGAUAGGACAGAGAUGUAAAAUUUAGCAUAUUUGUCUCAACUCUUUUGGUGGAUUAGCAAUUAAAAUACAGGCUCAUUUAUCCCUCCUUCCAUAUUCAACUUUUCUCACUCUAUAUUACUUAUCCGCAGUUAUAAUAAAUAUAAGCGGGUUGAUCUCCUAAUAAACUGAUACACUUCAUUCUACAAACUACCGGUAUGCGUUUUUAAAAUCUAAGCAAUAAAAAGGAAGAUUGGAAUAAAUUAGCUUUAUAUUGAUAACCAUUCAUAGUCAUGGAACUGUCAUGAACUGCAUAACCCAUAAUGUUAAGACUAUCUGCAGGCAUAACAUUAAAACAAUAAUGGUCCACAACAGUUGCAGUUCAAAUUUCUAUCACUGGUAAAUAAAAAUUAUAUAAAUAAUAUCAAAUAACCUGUCCGCAUAGUGUCCUGUUGCCAUUACUUCUUGGACUCAUGGAAACUAGUAAAAAAAGAAGCAGAUUAUUACAUGACAUUUACAGAUCGGAGUGUCUGGACACCAUCAUUUAUUUUCCUGUCCGACUCCCUCACAGGUCUGUUCCUUCAAACUGCUUAAGGCCAAUCCGUCACCAGCUAAAUCACGAUUAAAUCCAUGAUUCCAAUUACUAGUCUACCUAAGUCAUUAAUUAUUCCUUUACAAUCUGCCAGAUUUGGCUGAAGCUAUCAGAAAUUAUUCUAGCCCCCUCUCUACCUUAUUUUAUCCCCUUGAUGAAAAAUAACAAAAAGCAAUUGGUGUAACAUUUUAGUUAAGUGCCUAAAACCAUUACUUUAACAGUGAACAGUUUUUAAAGUAACACUAAUCCGUAAAUUGAUACAGGAAACAAUAAAAAAAAUGUGUAGAAGUUGAUUUUUACACUUUGACGAAUAUUUUUGAAAGUGUCAAUGCAUUACUAAAAUAGACUAGGCAGUUGGAACCAUGAGACAUGGGGUUAACUAUGAAAUAUUACCAGCAUUGAAUUGUGGUGAAGAUUUUCUCUCAAGAUGGUCUCAGGUGAGCCUUUAAUUUUAAUAUAUAACAUUGCAGAACUAAGUUUUGUUUGUUUUUUUAAAUAAAUUUUGUUGUAUCUAAAUUUUUGUACAUUUUCUACUUCUUAAAGGGUUACUCUACCAACUUCGCAUUCGCAUUCGCAUUACGCAAGUGGUUAUGGGGCAAAGACCCUGUCCGUGCAUCCUAUUUUUUUUACUGAAGCAUAAAAGACAAUACAUUCCAAGAAGAGAAUGUACACAGUAGAACAAUAUGUCUCCGGUAACAUAAAGCAAAAUAUAUUGCAUUAUACAGAUGGACAUUCUCUCAUUUUAUAUUAUGUAAACUGUUGAGCAAAGUGUCUCAAAAGCAAUGUUAGAAUAAACUAUUACUGCUAUUAUUAACCUGCCUUAUGAGAUAAAGUGUAAAGACAAUGGUAAGAUAUUAGACUCACAGAGGUACCAUAUUAACUAACCAUAAGCAGAAUUAAUUAAGGUAUUUAGUGAGCGCUGGAUUGCCAAAUUACAGGAGAAAAUUGCUACUGGAUAGCAUGAGUUUGCUACAACUAAUAUUCUAUAUGAGCAUAUGAAUAAAAUAUAAUAAUAAACAUAACUGGAAUUAUUCACAAAGAAAUCAAAAAAUAUAUAUUUUGCUGUAUAGAGUGUCUGCAGUCCACUCAGCCAAAACCUCUGGAGGGAUAGCCAGUUCCACCAGGAAACUGGAGUCCAGCUAAUCCGUUAAAGUUCGGAUGGUCGCCCCACCAGCCCCAAGCCAUAAAACAUUUCAGUACGGUGCUCCCUGAAAUCCAGCAGCGUCCGGCAUCUGGAUAUGGUACUCGAGAUCUUCCUGUAUCACACACCCACUGAUGUGGAGCUGGAACCUUCCAGGGCAAGCCAUAGGUGUGGAUAUGGCCUCAGUUGGUUUGCAGCCUAGGCAAGCGGAGACGAAGCUCAAUGAAGAAUUUUCAAAGAGUUGUCAUUAAUGGUAAAUUUUCAAGCUGGGCAGAGGUGGCAAGUGGUGUCCCUCAGGGGUCUGUUCUGGGACCCCUUCUAUUUAACAUGUUUAUAAAUGAUCUUGAAGACAGCAUUGAAAGUCAUGUUUCAGUGUAUGCAGAUGACACAAAACUUUGUAAAAUAAUACAAUGUGAGCAAGAUAUUACUUUGCUGCAGAGGGAUUUAGAUAGACUGAGGGACUGGGCACUCAAAUGGCAGAUGAAAUUUAAUGUUGAAAAAUGCAAAGUAAUGCACUUCGGAGUAAAGAAUACCCUUAAUGGAAGCAAAUUAGGGAUAACAACACACGAAAAGGACUUGGGAAUUGUUAUAGUCAACAAACUAUGCAACAAUGUGCAAUGUCAAUCAGCAGUGGCCAAGGCCAGUAAGGUAUUGUCAUGCAUGAAAAAGGGCAUUCAUUCUCGGGACAAGAAUAUAAUUUUGCCUCUUUUAUAAAUCACUGGUAAGACCACAUAUUGAAUAUGCUGUGCAAUUUUGGGCACCUGUUCUAAAGAAGGAUAUUAUGGCACUAGAAAAAGUGCAGAGGCAGGCUACAAAAUUAAUAAAAGGAAUGGAACAUAUCAGCUAUGAAGAAAGGUUAACAAAUUUAAACCUAUUAAAGGACCACUAUAGUACCAGGAAAACAUACUCAUUUUCCUGGCACUAAAGUGCCUUAAGGGUGCCCUCACCCUCAGGGUCCCCCUCCCGCCCGGCUCUGGGGAGAGGAAAGGGUUAAACUUACCUUUUUUCCAGUGCCGGGCGGGGAGCUCUCCUCCUCCAAUCCUCCUCCUCUCCUCCCUUUUGGCUGAAUGCGCACGCGCGGCAAGAGCUGCGCGCGCAUUCAGCCGGUCUCAUAGGAAAGCAUUUACAAUGCUUUCCUAUGGACGCUUGCGUGUUCUCACUGUGAUUUUCACAGUGAGAAUCACGCAAGCGCCUCUAGCGGCUGUCAAUGAGACAGCCACUAGAGGAUUUGCAGGCUGGAUUAACCCUAUUCUAAACAUAGCAGUUUCCCUUUUUUAUAAAAAAAAAGGGUUAAUCCUAGAGGGACCUGGCACCCAGACCACUUCAUUAAGCUGAAGUGGUCUGGGUGCCUAGAGUGGUCCUUUAAGUUUAGAAAAACGUCGCCUGAGAGGGGAUAUGAUAACAUUAUACAUAUAUAUUCGGGGCCAAUACAAACCAUUGUGUGGAAAUCUAUUCACAAACCAGACUUUACAUAGGACACAAGGCCAUGCGUUUAGACUGGAAGAAAGAAGAUUUUGUCUAAGGCAAAGGAAAGGGUUUUUUUCACUGUAAGAAUAAUCAGGAUGUGGAAUUCUCUGUCUGAAGAAGUGGUUUUAUCAGAGUCCAUACAGAUGUUUAAACAGCUACUAGAUGCAUUCUUGCAAAAACAGAAUAUUCAAGGAUAUAAUCUUUCAAUGUAGGGUAAUAACUGCUUGAUCCAAGGAUGAAUCUGACUGCCAUUCUGGGGUAAAGAAGGAAUUUUUUCCUAGCUUGUUGCAAAGGUGUGCUUCAAACUGGGGUUUUUUGCCUUCUUUUGGAUCAACAGCAAAAAACAAAUGUGAGGAAGGCUGAACUUGAUGGACGCAAGUCUCUUUUCAGCUAUGUAACUAUGUAAUAUAUAGCCAAUCACCAUUCUGAUGGGCACAUACAAAAGAGUGCUUAAAAUGUCACUUGAAAUAAUACAGUAACAAAGUAUUAUUUUCUUUACAUGAAUCCCUAAAUCUCAACCCUAUGAGAGGCUUUGGACUGGAAGCAUUGACUGUACAAUGCUCAGUACAAACAAGGAAGUAAAUGCUGGGCGCUUGUUUGCACAUAUUUUAGUAAAUGCAUACUGUUUUUUACAACAAUAAAUUAUUAUAUUUAAAAAAAAUAUGCAUUUUUAGACAUCAAGUUUCCUUUUAAUAAAAGGCCCCACUGAUAUCUAUUAAUUGGAAGAGAAUAUGCCACAGUAGCUACCCUAAUCCACCCCUAUCACUAAUGCUAAACACUGACUUCUACUUUGUAGCUAACUGUACUCUAAAUUUAAAUUUAUAUCACUCACAAAAAAAUUAAAUGGCCUGCUUGACUGGAUAGUGUACAGCACGGGAGUUCAGCGUCUUCACGCUCUGUGUGGAAACCCUGAACAUUACCGAUAGAAAUGCAUUGAUUCUAUAAGGAGAUUGGUGCAGCACACCAUUUUGCCAUGCAUGAGCGACAGCUUCUCAAUGCUUUCCUAUGAGAAAGAAUUGAAUUGGCUAAGAUCAUCAAGAUAGAUGAUCUCAGCCACGGGGGCAGGGCCAGUGCAGCAAGGGAAAAAAGGUGAGUAAAAUCACCCUUUUCAGAGUGAUCUAUGGGACCAGGCACUUAAACAGCCACAUAGGCACUAUAUAGUCAUGUCUGUAUUCCUGACACUAUUGUUUUCCUUUAAUCAUUUAGAUCUUAUUCUCUAUGGGUGUGAUGGUCCCUGCAAAGAAUAUUACGGGUGGGAGGAACGUUGUUGCUGCUAUAACUUCAUUACUCAAUUUGCAUAUCCAACUAUUUCCAUUUCCACUUUAUUCUUUUACCAAAAAUUCUGCUGUACACACACUGUGUUCUUUGUUUGUGUGAAUCUGGACUGGUUAGCCAUUCCCCAUCUCUUUCCACCCACUAUACUGAGUGCAUUGCAGGCACUGCUGUUUUACUGUGAUAGAUAUUUGGCAAAUGUUCACUCCAGGUUUCAUGCUGUGUGGUUUUAACAUAAGACAGAGAUCUCUCAGAGUGUCACACGUGGGAAUUCUUGGUGCAUGGAUGGAAAUGACAAGUGAUUUACCAUGCACAACACAUCCCCCACCUAGACAAUUAAGGAAAUCUGUUCUAGAAAUAAGACCAGGGAUAAGCUACCUCCAUUUCCCCUGUUGCUCUUUAGAGGUCCCUGAAAUAGAUUUUAAUAAUGUAUCAGUAGAGCAUACAGAUGUAUGUGUACAUUGUUCUAGUAGAACGUAUUGAAUCAUGUAAUAGUAAAAAAUGUGAUUUAAAGAUUCUUAUUCUGCUCAAUAUUGUAAGUCGCUAUGCAGCUUUGAAAUUAUAAAUAAUUUAAUUUAAUGACAGUAGGUGCAACAGUUGAUCCUUACUCUUAGGUUUCCAUCAGGGCUCAGUAACACCACCCUCCCCCCACCUAUAAUUCUCAGUUAACUCACAGAAUCCAGAAUUGACAGCACUGCGAGAUUAUCAUUAGAUUUAUUCCCCAAACUCAAAAUUAUACCAGACUUAAACCUGAAUGAAAAAAAUUGAAUUUUGAAUAUCUGAUCUGGAAAAACUCUCCAACUCAACUAUAGUCCCAGCUUGGCUACUUUAGCCUAAAAUUUGCAUUGCUUAAAUCUAGUAGAUUUUGGAGUUUAGUUAAAACCCUACGUGAUUGUCAUAGUCCACGGUGGCUGGAGAGUGAGAUUAUCAUGGGAGACGUAGUCCAUGGCAUCUGUUGAGUUAAAGCAGCAUGGGAGUAAGAGUCGUGACUGCUGAAACGCUAUAGCACACCAGGUGUCAUAAUACACAAGAGGCCAGAACAGAACUGCUUGUGUAUAUAUAUAUAUAUAUAUAAUGCUUAGUAACAGCUGCUGGACGUCUGCAGCAUUAUCAGAGUCACAGUCCACAGAAGCUCACGUGCUAGAACAUCACAGAAGUGUUAGCUCAAGGAGUUUGAAACCACAACGGGAGUCAGUCCACUGCAGUUAGAAUGCUAGAGAUUAAUGAGAGUCAGAGUCCAUGGCAGCUGGAGCACUACAGCACAAUGCAAGUGAUAGGACACAACAGUUAGACUGUUAUACCAUCAUGGGGGUAAUAGUGCACAGCAGAUAUGGUUUGAUAUCCAUAGCAGAUACAAGGCUUGGGAACUAUGCAAAUUGUGAUGCUCAGAGUACAAGAGCAUCAUGGGAAUCCACAGCCACUGGAGUGGGAAGUUACUUAUUAUUAUUAGUAUUUAUAUAGCAGCAAUAUUUUCCCAGUGAUUUACACAGAACACUUUAACAUCAAGUAAUUGACAUACAAUAUAAUAUUGAUAGAGACAUUGGACUCACUACGUGCUUGAAGAGAAACUCUCACUAUGAUUUAGUGCACAAGGUACUAUGAUCAAUCCCAAAUAUAUUCUUACACUCUUACACCAGCCGCUCGUGAUGUGCAGUAUAACGUACUUAUGACAGUGACAUACCAUUUCCACCCACACACAUUUGUCCCAAAGGAUUAAAUCUAAACUAAUCUAAGCUUAAGAAAUGUUGUAUAAUUGAGCAGAAACAUAUCUGCUAAACAUUUGGCCCUCUGUUUCAUCAAGUCAUGAGUGAGAACAGGUGAUUAUCCCUUGGAGGAGCUAGUAUGCAUACUAUGUAGACAGAAUUAACUUGUACUGUGCAUUUUCCAUAACUCAAGUUUGACCUUGUGAGAAGUUAUGUCCCAUAAGCAAGGUCAAAAUAAAUCACAGGUGGGAGGGCAGUUUAGGAAUAGGACUAAACACAUUUAACAAAAUAAAAAAUACAUUUAAUUGUAUAAUUUCAAUAGUAAGUAAUAAGGUCAAAUUAACACAUAUAAUUACAUGCAAAGAAACCUGUGGAUAUGUUAAUUAAAAUGAAGAAAUUAAGGGUAUUGCGAUAUAUGUAUCAUAUGUAAAAUUAUGUUUAAAACCCCUAUGAUUACAUUUUCUAAACCAAAUAGAAAUGCAAUAUUUGGCAAUUAUUUUCUGUUCUCUUUUGCCACAUUUUAAAAUUUACAUAAAAAUGUAAAACUAUUAAAAAUGAUACUGUAAUAAAAAAGCUAUAUUUCUGCUAAUCACCCCAUAAGUGAUUGGUCAUUUCUCUAAUGGCCUUUUGGAAGAGCAUUCUAAUUUAAGUAUACAAUGAAAGCAAUCAUCUUUCUCUUAAGCCUUCUGUGUGCUCUAUGUCACAUGGUUGAUAAUGAAAUGUGUUUGUGAGUUGCUCACAUUUCGGCUUGGGUCAUUUCGGCUUGGGUUUCGCGAGGUGAUUUUAUUUGGUGUAAUGAAAGUAAAGUGAAUGCUUAUUGGAUUUAAAUGUGAAGGUUUAUUGGUUUAUGAUAAGGUCAGAUGAGCACUUUAAGGAGGAAAGAAAUGGCUAUCAAAGCCACUUUUAUUUUAAAUAGAUCUCUUAAUACACCAAGUCGAUGUGUAACUGUGAUAGUAAGUGAUUGUGACUUUUAAUCUCAAACACUGCUAAAUGAGGUUGUUUUACAUAUUUCUAAUAGAACAGAUUUGUUUCUGUGAUAUUGAAUAUUAGCUGUUCAUGAAAAUCCCCCCCCCCCCCUAUUUAAUAUAGCCCACGAAGCAGAAUUUAAAAUGUAUAUAGUAACACAAAUUCAGGUUAGGUUAGUCACCCAAGAGUUUAAACACUAAACAGGAAAUUAAAUGUAAAAUAAGUUGGGGGGAAAAAGUCACAGCUUCAACUUAUUUAAGUACAUUACAUUCAAACUUUAUUGCAUUCCUUUUGCAUAUACUGAUCAAUAAUACAGCAAAUAUUACCUUUAAUAAAAUGUAUUUCUAGUUGUACCUUAACCCCUUAAGGACUGAGCCAAAUGUACACGUUGUGAUCAAAACAAAAGGUAAAUAAAAUCUGGAAUUUGACUAUAUGUCUGUUCAACCGUAAUUCACCUCUUUCAUAAUAAGUGCACCCAUACUUAUUAUAUAUCAUUUUAUUCAGGGGAAACAUCAAAUAUUUAGGUAUGAAAUAUAAUUUAAUAUGAAUAAAAUAUAAAAAAGAAAUUUUAGUUCUACGUGUCAUUUUAACUGUGAAUGUCAUAAUACUGUUUGCUUUUACUGCAAUAAAAUACACAUAUUUGUAUUCGGCGAUGUCUCAUGUGUAAAACAGUACCCCCUAUGUACAGGUUUUAUGGUAUUUUGGGAAGUUACAGGGUCAAAUAUAGCAUGUUACAAUUUUCAGUUUUUUAACAUUGAAACUGGCCAAAUUUAGUGUUAAUAUUUGUUUGUGUGUGAAAAUGCAAAAAACUAAUUUGAACGCCAAUUUUGGCCAGUGUUUGUGACUAAGUGGCUUCUAAAAAAGACUGGACAUACCCCAUUGUCAAUACCUUGGGUUAUCUACUAUUGCAAAUGGUGUGCUAUCAUGGGGGUAAUUUUCAUUUCUGGGCUACCGUGCGGUUUCAAAGGCAACGUAACCAAUCUGGCGAAUUUCAAUAUGAAAAACACUGAAACGCAAGCCUUAUAUUUGACUCUGUAACGUUUGAAAAUGCCAUAAAACCUGUUCAUAAGGGGUACUGUUAUACUCGGUAAACAGUAAAAUGUAUCACAACAAUUAUAUUGUCAGUGUAAGUGUCAUUUGUGUGUGAAAAAUGCAAACAAUUUCACUUUCACUGACGAUAUCAUCGUUGUAAUACAUUUUACUAUUUUGAAACACUAAUAUUUGUGUUCAGCAAAGUCUUCCGAGUAAAACUGUACCCCCCAUGUAUAUGUUUUAUAUAUAUAUAUAUAUAUAUAUAAAAUAUAAUUUUUUACAUUAUUUUUAUUUAUAUAUAGGUAUAUAUAUAUAUAGUGAUACAUAUGUGUAUACUUAUGUAUAUAGAUAUAUAUAUUAUUUCGUUCGACUUGUAUUUUGAUAUCAAUAUAUAUAUAUAUUAAUAUCAAAAUACAGUUAUAUCUUUUUAAUUAUUUAUUUUUAAUUAUUUUUUUAUUUCUAUUUUUUAACAUAUUCACAUAUUUAUUUAUUUUAUAUUAUAUAUAAAUAUAUAUAUAAUUAUUAUUAUAUAUAUAAAUUUAAUCAAUAUUAUUCUACAUGUAUUUUGAUAUUAAUAUAUAUAUAUAUAUGUAUAUAUAUAUAUAAUUAUAUAUAUAUAUAUAUAUAUAUGUAUAUAUAUAUUAAGAUUAAAAUACACUUAGUGUAUGUGUAUGUAUUUGUAUGUGUAUAUAUACUUAGAUCAUAUAUAUAUAUAUAUGGUAUAUAUAUAUAUGAUCUAAGUAUAUAUAAUUUUAUUUUAAACUGUUUUUAACUUUUAUUUUAACUUUUUUUCAGGCAGCAGGGGGACUACCUGUAAUUCCAGGCACUCCCCCUGCUGGCAAUGCUGUGGACGGCUAUUCCAUCCAUGUGAUCGUGAGGUCCUCGCAAGGACCUCGCAAUCACAUGGCCCAGGAGGGCCGGAACGGCAGCAGUUCCCCCACCGCGUUUGCCGUCGUGUGAUCGCCGGCGAGCGGGUAAGUACAUAGGACGGCGGGGACGUGUUAUGCCACCCGUUGGCAUUUAGAGCUGGGUCCUCAAGGACGGAAUAUCAUGUCCGCCGUCCUUAAGGGGUUAAAAGGACUCUGUAGGCACCCAGACCACUUCAGCUCAUUGAAGUGGUCUGGGUGCAAGCUCCCAUCAUCCUUAACCCUGCAGCGGUUUUUGCAGUUUUUAUAAACUGCUAUAAUUACCUCUGAGGGUUAACUACUCCUCUAACAGACAGCCACUAUUUAGAUGGACUUUUGGUCCAUUAUCUGACACUGGACGUCCUCACGCUCUUCAUGAGGACCUGCAGCAUCAGAUUUUCCACAUAGGAAAGUUUAGAAUAAUGCCUGGGGAGAUCCUAAUGAGAGCACAGCUAUUGCCGCACAUGCGCAUUAGGUCUCCCCAGCUGAGUCAGCUUCGGCGCUGGACCCAGGUAAGUGACUGAAGGGUUUAUUAACCCCUUCAGUGCCACGGUAAGGGGCCUUGACAGAAGGGGAAGCUACAGUGCCAGGAAAAUGAGUUUGUUUUCCUGGCACUAUAGUUUCCCAUUAAAAAAGUAUAUAUUGAGGUCAAUCAAAUAAGCUAUAUUUCUAUACAGGGUAGAACACAUUUAGAUCUUACUGUUUUUAUGUUCCCUGUGCAAUAAAUUAUUACUCAUCUUAACAGUUUCUAUUGACCUUGGAAAGAUGAAAAGCUGUAUCGAACAUGCUCGGAAUUGACCAUGUAAACAUCAUAUUUAACCCCUUCCCAACCGUGGACAUACUAGGUACGUCCGAGAAAAAUGGUCCUUAAGGACCUCGGACGUACAUAGUACGUCCACUGCAUUGCUACUUACUUACCCAAUCGCAGUCCUUCCCCCGCCAGCGAUCGGUGUUCCUCUCCAUCUGGGGGGACUGUCUGACAGCCCAGACAGUCCCCCCUUGGCAAAUUAGGACCCCGUGGGUAUAUACAUAUAUUAAUAUAAAAAUACACUUAAAGUAAAAUUACACACGUAUAUAUUUAUAAUAUAUAUAACUCUAUAUAUUGUAUAUAUAUAUAUAUAUAUAUUAUUAUAAAAAUAAAUAAUAAUUAAUUAAAAAUGUAAAUAUAAUUACAAAAAUGUCAAUUAUAUAUAUAUAUAUAUAUGUAAUUUUAUUCUUACUAUAUUUUGAUAUUAUAUAUAUAUAUAUAUAUAUAUAUAUAUUUAUAUCAUAAUACACUUAGAAUUAAAUUAUAUAUAUAUAUAUAUAUGUAUAUAUAAAUAAAUAAAAACAAUAUGAAAUAUAUAUAUAUAUAUAUAUAUAUAUUCAUAUACAUAAUUAUAUAAUAUAAUCAUAUAAUAAUUGGAUUAAUUGGUUUUCAAUGCAUUCCUAUGGGAAAGCACGUUUCGGUUUACAAAUGUUUUGCAAUAAGAAACGUCCUGGAGAACACAUUCAAUUUGUAAACCGAGGUCCCAAGGUACAUAUAAGGUGUGAUUCAGAGAUUUAUUACAGAUAUAAUCGGUAUAAAGAGAUAAUGGGUAUUUCUAAACUCAGGACAAUAUUUUGAAACUAAUUAGCAUGCAUGUUUUUGGGCGGUUGUAGAUGCAUAACAGAUUUUGGGGGUCAAAGUUAGAAAAAGUGUGUUGUUUUUAAUUUUUUUAUCCUAUUUUAUAUUUUUUUAUAGUAAAUUAUAUGAUAUGAUGAAAAUAAUGGUAUCUUUAGAAAGACCGUUUAAUAGCGAGAAAAACAGUAUAUAAUAUGUGUGGGUACAGUAAUUGAGUAAGAGGGAAAUUGCAGCUAAACACAAACACCGCAGAAAAGUAAUAACAGCCCUGGUCCUUAACGGUAAACAAUUUUUAAAACGUUCUGGUUACUAAGAGGUUAAAAGUUUCUAAAGAGCUGACAAUUGAUAUGCGGAUUGAUUGACUGUUUGAAUCUGAUCUCAGUUAGCCCCACUCUGUCAAAAUGUACUUACCUAACAAAAUGCAGUCUCAAUCAUGAAUCUUUCUGUUAUUAUAGCAAGGUGUCAAAAUAAACACAAUAAAAUUUCCCACAGUGCAAAUAAAAAAUACUGUUACGCAAACUCUAUAACACUAAAACAUCGAGAGCUAACUAACCACCUGGCUCCAAAGAUAAAAUUACACUGAAGGCUAAGCGACCCAUAUACCCGACACAGGACAACACCACUACAAAGUUGGACUGAAAACGGGGAAAAGCCUGACCAUAACGCCAACAUCCCUAGGGAAUAACAGACGACCAAAUAGGACCCACAAUUCUGUAGAACUGAGGAAAGCGCUCACGCUUUCCCCCGAUAUGACAAAGCAACAACACAGAGAUAGAAUGACACACAGCCCAACACCCUCUUCAACAUCCCUGUCACACAACCAUAACGCACGAGUUAAAUAGAGUCCAGGCACACAGACUUUACUAUAGUAUCCUACUAUCUUCCAUUUCUUAUGCUAUCAUUAUUAUUAUUUUAUUUUUUUGUCAAAUACGUCCAAUGCAAGUCUGUAUCAUACUUGUUUAAAGUAAUGAUCACCCUCGAAGAAGACAUUGCAAAGCAAAUCCAAUAUGCCCCCCGUAGGGGCCACAAAAAUCCUAUGGGGUAUCCAAUCUAAAUAACGAACUUGAGCUCCAGGCCCAGGCGAGCCUAUCAAUACCUCCAUAGAUAUAGAGUCCAGGUACACAGAUUCUAUUGUCUUAUCUUACUGCCUUUUUACUUUCUAUUUUCAAAAUAUGUCCGAUGCAAGCCUUUAUUAUACCUACAUAUGUAUAUAAGGAAGAUUGUGUGAGAAGACACUAUACAACUGUGCAUUAUCCUCCCCCCCUCCAAUUUCUCUUUUGUACCCCAUUCCCCACCCAAUAAACUACAUGAAAUGAACCAUAAAUAAAGAAUUUAAAAAAAAAAAAUACUUUUAUGCAUCACCUGCAUAUAUCAAGUUGGACUUUGGAACGUUCCCUCUGGGCACAGAAAUGCGAGAAAUCAUGUUUCCAGAACCAUCCCAGAGUUCCCUGCUUGAUUUGCAAAUGAGCUCAGUAAGGCCUCGUGUUUCAGCGUUAAUUCUGCAUUUCUUCAGGUAUUCCUAGCAAUGGAUGCUGUUUUUAAUACAGCUUUUUAAAAUCAUAGCAUGGGUUGUGAUUCACAAAGGAUUCCAUUUAAUUGAACACAAUAUACUUCAAGAAUUUUUUUUUUAUUCCUUUAUUGCAUGGUGUGUUUAAUAUAGAAGUGUUUAUAUCUUUUUAUCUCCCCUUUGUUAAUUGCCUGCUAGAGCUCGCAGCACACCCCUGUGCUCAGUUAAAGUUCAAUUCAAUCAACAUACCAAGAGAUAAAAAUAUCUCGAAGGAAAUACAUUGUGCGUUAAGAUGUGAUUAAAAAUAAAAUUAAACUUUUUUUUUUACAGAGGCAAUUUGAGUCAUAGCCAGGGGAGGUGUCUCUAUAACUACAUAAACAGAAACAACAGUGAUUUAACUCCUAAAUGGCAAAAAAUGUAGCAGUGACUUUACAUGUUGAAAACAUGAGGAGAACAAUGCAGUUUUUCUCAUAACCAAAGACAACAUAUGAUAAAAAGCAAAUGUGUCACAUUUCAGAACCCAAUUACAGAUUUAUGAAACAAAGUACCAUUAAAGGAAUUAGAUUUCCUCGUCAACUAUUAGACACUAUUAGUCCUAUGCUUGUGACAAGGGUUUUAACACUAGGAGUGAUUUUUACCUUUCAUCAUUUUAUGUCUUGUAGGUUAUAUAAUUCUGUAUCCUGUACACUGUGUGUGAUUUAAGGAUGACACUUUAUAUUUUCAGUGAAUGGUACUUAGAAUGGAUGUAAGCGCUUAACACUUCUAAUAUUCAAAGAACUCGCAAUGAAUCUCAUUAUGUUCUUCAUUUUUUCAGGAGAACAGCAAAAGACAGAAAGAAAAGCUAUGUGAAAAAUUUGAUUAUUUAUACGCUAUCCUUGAGGAAAGGAAAGGGGAACUAACCCAAGUCAUCACUAGAGACCAAGAAGAAAGACUUGAAUAUGUGAGAUCUUUAAUGAAAAAGUAUGCUGACCAUUUAGAAACUGUUUCAAAACUGGUGGAGUCCGGAAUUCAGUAUAUGGAUGAGCCAGAAAUGGCUGUAUUCUUGCAGGUGAGUCUUUAUAAAUAUCGACACAGUGGCAAAUAAUUAACUUAUUUAUGGAAUAGGUGGGAUAUAUACAUUUAAAAAUAAUAAUAAUAAUAAUAAUAGUUUAAUAUUUAAUAAAGGAAAUUAUUUUGCCUAACUGGACAAUGUCAGCAAUGUUAAUUUCUGGGGCAUUCUGCAGGGAAUCGGUUUUAUUUUUUUUAAAAAGAAAUCCCUGCUCUGUCUUAAAACAAACAAAAAAAUAUGAUUUUAAAAGCUCACUUUGAUAAAUAUUUAUAUAAUAUUUUCGAAAGCAUUUCAUUAAAGAGGCACUGUCACUGCUAUUUUUUUUCCCUCUAAAUUAGUUUGUUUUAUAUGUUCAAAAUUCAACUUAUAAAUAAAAAAAAGUACGGACUACUAUAUCUUAUUUAGUGCGUGAUCUCUGGCAAUGGUGCAGCUUGGAAGGUCACUCCAGAACACUUCUAGCACCAACACAACUUAAAGGACAUCUGUCACCUCAAAACUAUGUUUUAAUCUAAUAAUUGUACCUUUAGUAUAUGACACAAACUUUUCGCAAUAUACAUGCACCUUGGGUCAAACAGUGUUUGAAAACCAACAGUUAGUCUCUAUAUACAAAAGCAGGUAAUAUUGCUGCUCCUGCUAUUUCCUCUAUUGCUCACUUCUUACCUGAUCUGUUAACGGGAAAAUGCUCCUAUCAGUUUACUGCUAAAUAUACAGGCAUACCCCACUUUUAAGUACACAAUGGGAUCAGAGCAUGUAUGUUUAAAACGAAAUUGUACUUAAAGUGAAGCAAUACCUUUUUUCACUUCCCAAUUGCAUGUACUGCAUUGCAAUAGUAAAUUAAAGGCAUAACUGAUACUGCAACUGCAGAUUUCCAGUGAUUUUAUUUCCAGUGAUUUAUUCAGUGAUUUCCAGUGGGCUUUUAUUUAGUUAAAACAAACAGUAAAAAAAAAAAAAUCUCAUUCCAGAUUGUACCAUUUAUCUUUAAUGUUUUACUCAUCUGACAACCUUAAACUGGGAGGAAAAGUAAAAUAAACCUGCCCACUGGACUAUUUUCUGUCAAUACAGUGCCAAUUUGUAUUUGUUAGCAGCUUAGUUGCACACUUUGUUUAGAAACACCUCUUCGUCAUUUUAAGCAUUUAUGGUUUAACUUUGAAUCCUCAGAAUUGUGGCUAAUGCAGCUAAGCUGCUAAGUCAUAGUUAUAGAAAAUGGCAGGGUAAACCCUUUCACUGGAUGGCAGCCGAUUGCAAAAUAUGGACAACGUAGGGCAGAAAAAAAAAAUCUAUAUGUUCAGCUAGGAGUAGGCAUUAUAAAUUUGAGAUGAUUAACCUGUGCCAUGUCAGAAGGUGUGGAAGUUCUUGCCCCAAUGACACUGAACUGAGCUGCUCCAGGCGAGAAUAGAACCUUCCAUUUACUGUUCAUUCGCAAACAGAAGACGCGCAGGAAUGUCUGUACUCACGAGGUACCUUUAAGUACACUCGCGGGUAUGUCUGUACUCUCAAGUGUAUGUAAAGUGAGUGCCUGUAUAUACAUAAUAUAUUUUUUCAUAUGUUACAGCACACUGAAUCAUGUUUAUGGUCCUUUUUUGUUUGUUUUUUUUUUUUUUUGUUCUUCUGCUUUGGUUCCGAAUUGGAAUCUUGGCUCCGACAUUUUGCGGUGUUAAACAUUCAGCCAAAAUUUGAGUGUCCUGAAAACUUUCUGUUUUGGGGAAAAAUCAUUAGGCUGAGCCAUGUUUUAACACUGUACACAAGUCUACUGGUAACAACAACACUAGAACGUGUUUCUUGCAAACACACUUUUCAAAGUUACACCCUGGAAAGAGCUGACGAUAGGGCUGGGCAGUCUGGGCUUAGGGUUACUGAUGCUGGGAUGGAAAAAAUGUGGUGUCUUGAUUUUAAGACAGACACUCAUCAAAGGAUACAAGAAAUAAAGUUUAAAAAAAUGGGCUACAGAAUUAUUCACAAACAUAAGAAUUCAAGUGGAAUUCAAAGUGAAUUUUAUCUCAAAAUAGCCAAAAUGGAAAAAUGUUUUUAAGGCAGCUAUUCUUCCAUUUCAACUAUUCUGGCCUUAAAUGUGAAAUUCCCUGCUAAAGUCAAAACUAGCAAGCAAGUCAGAAAGCAUUAUACUAAAGUGAAAAUUGUGGGGUAUUCAAAGUGUAUUCAAAUCAAAUUUCAAUUUUAGAGUGAUACUAGAAGCAUCAAAACAACUUUAACGUAUUAUAGUGUAUAGUUCAUGCCCCUACUCCGUUCUCUGCCAUUUAGGAGUUACGUGACUUUUGUUUCUGUUUAUGCAGCCCUAGCCACACUGACUGACUGUGACUGACACAGCCUGCAUGAAAGAAUGGUUUUAUUUUUAGUUAGAGGUUAUCUUGCCUCAUACGGUUUUUUAUCUCCUGCUCUGUAAAUUGAACAUUAAUUACACACGGGGAUGCCUGCAGGGUAUAGAAGUUUGUUAAUAGAGCAAAAUAUAAGAAAUUCUAAAUAAACAGAAUGUGCAAUCAAGGAAGUUUAAAUAUUACAUUUCUCUUUACAGGAAGUGUUUAGGAAGGCUGUGCAAGUCACAUGCAGGGAGGUGUGACUAGGGCUGAAUAAACAGUGAUUUAACAACUAAAUGGCAGAGAAUUGAGCAGUGAGGAUGCAGGGGCAUGUUCUAUACACCAAAGCUGCUUCGUUAGGAUAAAGUUGUUUUGGUGCCAAUCGUGUUCCUUGAAGAACAAACUAGCUGAACUGGAAGGACAGCUGAGUAAGAUACAUUUUUCCAGUUUGGCUAUUAUGGCCUUACAUUAAAAUUUACUUUGAACUCUCACUUUAGUGAACAAUCCCCUAAGUGAUUAGGUACAAUAAGAAGAUCUAUAAGAAUCAAACACAGUUAUUCACUAAAGUGAGAAUAUGAUGUAAAUUAAAAUUAAAUUUCAAAUUUAAGGUCUAAGUAGUCAAACUGGAAGCAUAGAGUUUUUGAGAUUUUUUUCCAAUUUGGCUAUUUUGGCCUACAAUUUUAAAUUCUCUUUGAAAGAGCAGCUCACUGGAUGGUAUAUGGAAAUGUUAUUCUAAUUCUGAAUUGCUCUUGGAACAGAGCCGUAAUGUGGUUAAUCACCGAUUUGAGGCAGGUGCCAAAAUAAUAUUCAUGAUCAGGGAACAAGACACGAUAUCCUUCAGAGCAGGACUUUACACUUGUAAUCAACUCAAUCAACACCUAUUCCAGCAGCAAAGUGAGUCAUGAGAUCUAGAUUGGUAACACAUUACUUAGAAACACAUACAUUUAAGGAUACACAAAAAACAGAUACAACUAUAAUUCAUAGUGUCUGCAUAAAGAUGCUGUUGGACUAGUUAGACACAUUUUCCCCAUAAAUGAACCACCUAGCUUAACAUUUUUGACCAUUUCAGUAUCCACCAUUUGACUAUCUGUCAUGUUGUAGAUGCUGGGAGUGGUGUACUACACUGUAAUGAUUAUGGUUCUUGGAUUGUCCAUUUAAACAAGCAGCUAAGGGAGAAAAGGGAAACCAGGCAUGGACAAGUACACAAAGAAACAAGGUGCAUUACUGAUGACAAAGGCGAGUCUCAGGUAGAACCUAACACUAGUUCACCUGUAUUCCCAAAAGGUUUUACUGGCUGGUACAUGAGCUCUUUUCUGCGAUUUUUAGUCUAACAGCAAGUGGAGGGCUGCAUCACUAAUAAAAUCCAAUGCAGGUGCAAAAUAUGACGCAAGGGUCUGACAACAGAGGUUGGCCUGGUGGCUUGCCCAGUGUGCCACAAGGUGUGGGCGACCUCCAUGCAGUCUAUCUCACACUUUCACAAAGCCACAGUAGGCACGUGCCUACUUCACGGUGCUCGAAUGUGGUGGUGUUUUUUUGCUACUUGCACAUAGAGGGGGUCUGGAGUUGGGGCACAUUAUUUCCUAUUGUUUGAAGGCCCUGUGAAUUGUCAGCUGAUGAUAUAGAUGUAGAAUCUGAACCUUUCAUUCUGGACUAUGCAGAGAAAUGAAAUACUGUCGGUUACCUGGUUCAUGUUGCUUGGAUUUCAAUGCCGGAUGACCUUAGCAUUAUAAAUAUAAGUUUUUUUAUAGCUUUUCAGCUUCAACAUUUCUUAUGGUAUAUUGUCCAUAAACAUCUAAAGAUGCCUACAAACACAUUUUUGUUAUGUUUAAUUAGAAACAGAAACACAUAAUGGGUUUACAUGUGCUGCUUUGAAAACUCACGUGCCACCCCUGGUUAAAUGUCAAAUUAAAAUGAAACAUUGUUGCAAAACCAACAUGCUAUCCCAUCAAAAUGUAUAAUAUAUUACACAGUUUAUAACCUUUACCAUGCUAUCAACAUUCAUUUUAUAUUUAAGAAAGUUCUCUUAUGACGUUAAUAUGUAAACAUUACACGAGUUUGCCCUUUGUAUUGGGUAGAAGUGUUGGCCCAUGUAACUGACAUUGUCCAUAAUGGCAACAAUUUUAUGUAUUGGACAGAACAGAAAUGCAGUCGGAGGUGCACUGAACUUGUAUCAGUACAACAGAAAUAUGGCAGUAGGCAGGAAUAGUGAAAGACUUGUGUUGUCCCAGCACUGUAUGAAUUAGUAUUUAGUCUGACUGCUCCCACUGGGAUAGUUCCUAGUAGACUAGUAGACCUAGUAUCUGAGGCUGACUUGGCUCCACAACUAUGUUGAGUAUAUAUGAUGUGUAAGUGUGUGCAUGUGUCUGUUGGGUGAUAUUAGACAAUGUUCAACACACUCAUCAUCAUCAAACAUUUUAGUUGUCAGAUGUGGCAUGAGAGUCACGGAAAAGUUGCCUCAUGUUGCACAGGUCAAACUGAUUGAGGUUGCAGGGAUAUAUGACGCAACAAGCUGAGACUCAAGCAGCCUUUGUCUGUUAACCUGUCUGUAUAGUAACAGUGAAGACAAAACUGCUUUUGAACACAGUAAAGGAAUCUUGUCAAAGCUACCCUUUGUAUUAAUUAACAUUCCAAUUCAUCUGUUAAAUAAAAAGUUUUGUGGAGAGCUAUUUCAUAAGAGUAUCUUCAGCUGUAAAGUAAUGCAAUUUUCAAUAAUGUGAGGAAAGAUGAAAGCAUCACGUUAAAUACCUCCUAUUUUUAUCUCAUUUGACACUUUUUAGCAUGACCUACUAUUUUCAUUUAAAAUGCGUAGCCUGAUUUUUAGCUAAUUAUAAAUCAACCGUCUGACACUCUUGUGUGUUUUCCUCUUAAGCUUUUUAACAGGUGUGUGAUGUUAACUAAUUUCCCAAGAGAUAUUAUAUCAGCCUCAUUUUUUUAGAUGCUAUCAGCCUAUGAUUAAGUUCUUAUAGAUGAAUCACAUUGGGCACCAACAUCGGAACACCAAGUGACACUUUUAUCUAUCCACUAAGGGUGAUGAUCUGUACCAUUGAUAUGUUAAUCAAAGUGUAAAUACAGCAUUGUUUUUUGUUUAUUUAGCUAUGAAUUCAUUUUUGUUGUGUUUUAUAUUGAUAUCAUUCUUGUUUUGUGUUUGCAUUUUACAGAAUUCUAAAGUAUUACUACAAAAGUAAGUAAUCCAUAUCCCAAAUGUGUGUGCACCUGUGCAUUUAUUUAACAGAUACAGUUAAUGUAACCAUUUCAUGUCAUAGAAUCACAGAAGCAUCUAAAGGAUUUCAGAUGGAAAAAAUUCAACCUGGAUACGAAAGCAUGAAUUCUUUCACAGUGGACCUUAAUAGAGAAGAACGAGUAUUACGAGAAAUAGACUUUUAUAAAGGUAUGUUAAAGCUAAAGUGACCAUUAUAUAGCAAAAGAAGUAACAUCAUUAUUUUAUCUUAUUAUUCUUCUCAGUUAUACCUGAAAUUCAUAAAUCUGGUACGUGAGGGUAAGCAAAGAAGAGUGGAGGUACUCGAGUCACAGAACAUAUUUUCCUUUAGCUGACAUACUACAUAGCACUUUUUUAUUGUAACAAUAAAACAAUAUAUUCAUAGUCUUUCAUAUAUCCACCAGCAAAGAUAUCAACUGAGUUCUUGAGAACUGACAUUUAAAGCUAGAAUAUGUAUAUAUACAUAGAUCUUUUAUUGUUAGAAGAUGAAGAUGAAGAAGACGUGGCAGAAGGUGAAGAUUCAGAUGUCCAUACAGAAUCAUCUGGUGAAGAAGACACCACAGAAAAUGGGACCCAGAUAUCUCAAGUUAACAGUGAAUCUGUUAGUAUUCCUGACGCGGUACCUCAAUCACAAGACGCCAACUUACCGACAACUGACAUUCCUGCUCAUCCGGUAAUUCAACUUACUCGUUUCAUAUUUUACAAAAACAAGUUUAGUUGCUCUUAAAAAGUAAAUAAGUGCCAAAAAAAUGAGAGUGUGAACUGAGAUUGUGGAGAUAUAUUUUCCGUGUAUAGUAAAGGUAAAUAAUUGCCCUCCUUGUACUGAAAUGAGUCUCAUCUGUUCAUCUUUUACUAUACAGUUGCCUAGGAGAUGCAUUAUUUAUUCUGUAAAAAUGUAAAGGCUUGAUACUAUAAGAGUAUUGGUUAUAUUAUCUAUUAUAUAUAAUAUAUAUAUAUUUUUAACUUUAAUCAACACUUUCAUGCAUUUUGAGGAAUCUACAAAAACCUGGCUAGCUUUUCAUCAAAGUAAGUAAAAUAGUUAGAACCAAAAAAAAAAAAAAGUGAGUAUUGCAUAGUGAAGGGGCUAGGUGGCUCACCAAUUUUUACUUGAUUGUGUGAGAGGAUAAACCACUCAAAAGGCAAGGUGUUGGCAGUCAGUAUGCACAUCAUCAUAAAAUCACAGCAUCAUUCCAGAUAUCACUGGAAAAAAAGAGAGAAGGAAUGAAAAACAUACACCAAUCAGCCACAACAUUAAAAACACCUUCCUAAUAUUGUGUAGGUCCCCUGGUGCUGCCAGAACAGCUCUGAUGCAUGGUUUCCACAAGACCUCUGAUUGUGUCCUGUGUUAUCUGGCACCAAGACAGUAGCAGCAGAUCCUUUGACUCCUGCAAGUUGCAAGGUAGUGCUUCCAUGGAUCGGAUUUAUUGAUCCAACACAUCCCACAGAAGGCUCGAUCAGAUUGAGGUCUGGGGAAAUUGGAGGCCAAGGCAACACCUUAAACUUUUUGUCAUGUUCCUCAAACCAUUCCUGACCAAUGUGUGCAGUGUAACAGCUUGCAUUACCCUGCUUAAAGGGUCACUGUCAUCAGGGAACACCAUUGCCAUGAAGAGGCGUACAUAGUCUGCAAUCAUCUCUAGGUAGGUGGUACAUUCCACGGUUUCCCUGCAGAAUAUUGCCCACAGCAAUAUUACCUUCUUCCCAUAGUGCAUCCUGCUGCUAUUAAACAUCACAAAUGGCCUAUGACUGCAGCAUAAAGGUAAUUAUAUAGGUAACCACGGCACAAGGGCACCAUAACCACGGCAGUGUACUGUAGAGGAUGUGGGGCUUGUAGUGUUCAUUUACAUGUACAGUCUUUUCUCUUUAUUUAUAACUCUUUAUUAAAGUUUUCAAACUUAAAAAAAAAAUUCAAAUAGUUAUUCUUAUACUAUACAAAAUACUAAAUAUUGAAAUUAAUUCUAAAUGUGCACAGACAUAAAAACCAACAGCCAACAACAUAUCUUACAGCAUGUCAAGCUCAGGUUUGUGCUAUCAACAAUUAUCCAAAUUCAUUCAAUUAAAUAGCCACCAUAGUGGGUGGGAAUGGGGGACAAAUGAUUAAUUUGUAUAUAUAGACUGUAGAUAUUUUGUUUAGGCACAAAUUAAGGUCUAAACUCACAGGACAAAUGUGUGCUGGCAUAGAGAACCAUUGGGAACAUAUUUCUAUAUACUUUUUUUUUCCAAGUAUACGUCCUUGCUUAAAAAAGAUCUCUCUGCUGAGGCUUGAACUACUAUUUUAGAUCGUAUUUGGACUCUCUUGUCUUUUCCAGUAUCUGGCUAUAUAAAUCUUAAAAGCAAGGAGUAUAUUAACACAAAUGUACAGUCUUUUACAAGCAAUGAAACCUGAGCUUUCUCCCAUGACAAGUGACAGAGGGGAUGAACUUGGAGUUGCAAUGGUUUUUACAUGUACCUUGUGGCAGGGGACUGCCUAAAAUUCUAAUAUAUACAAAUUGCUGAGAGUGUUAUGGUGCUUAGAGAGUCCUUUUAUUGGGCACUUCAAUAAAUGUUUUUAUAGGGUGUACUUCACACUCUAAUAUUAUCUUUGAUAUGGGUUAACAAUGGGGGAACUUUAUCAAAGGAUGUUAAUCUGGCUAUUUUGGUCAAAUUCAAUCCUCCACUAAUUUGAAAGUUUGUGUUUUUUUUUAGUCUCUGCACUAAAUGGAAUUGUGCCCAAACAGGAAUUACUAUUAAAGGGACACUACAAAUGGAAUUGUGCCCAAGCAGGAAUUACUAUUAAAGGGACACUACAGUGUUAGGAAUACAAACAUGUAUAAAUAUUUAGGUUUUAGGCCCCCCUCAGAAUGGACUGUAAAAGUAGAUUACUUAUCUUUCCUCCAUCGCCGGACUGGUCUCCCCAUGACUGGCCCUGUCUCCAUGGCUGAGAUCAUUAAUCCUCUAUAGGUUAGUGAGAGCCAGAAGCUCUCAAAACGCUGCUCUGUGCCUAUCAGCAUCUCCUUAUAGAGAUGCAUUGAAUCAAAGCAUCUUUAAGGGGAGCGUUUAGCAUCAUGAAGAUGCUGAAUUAAAUAGGAAGUACUUCUAAUGGCCAUCAGAGUGACGGCCACUAGAGGUGUCGCUAGGUAGCAAUGUAAGCACAGCCUUUUCUCUUAAAAGGCAGUGUUUACAUUAAAAAGCAUGCAGGGACAUGCUAUACUACAUGAAGCUGUAGUGGUUCUGGUGACUACAGUGUCCUUUUAAACAUAGACUGAUCAUAGUUCUUAAAAACAAUAAUACCUUUCCAGAUAACCUUUGUGUAUUAUAGGGGGCACACAUAUUUGUGUUUUGGUUUUACAAAGUUUUAUAUGAGUCAUCAUGAAAAAAGCACAUACAGUUAACAUUCAGCUAAAACAUUCAAACAAGUUUGUAUUUUAUGCUAGCUAGUAUUACUGGACGCAAUUUACAAUUUAUUCAGUUUCAAAUAGAAUGUGCUAUUGUUCCUGGUUUCCAGCUGUUUCAGAGUAUUAUUGUGAUCUAUAAAAUCCGUAUCUCUGAUAUCAGCAAUACAUUUUUACUAGUGUUUGUCAUUCUGUACAUACAAAUGAGUGUAGCAGAGCUGGCAUUUGGUGGAUAGUAAAGGGGUAGCGGAUGUGUUGCCUCCAGUCUUUUACUUGCCAGUAGCUAGCACAGGGGUAGACAACCAUCGGCACUCCAGAUGUUGCGGACUGUAGCUUUGAACUAGGGGUUGUUGUAGCUGGUAGAUACUUGUGGCACACUGACGGUCAAUAAUAAGUGGAAUCUAGUGAUGUCUACUAAAAAAUUGACAUUUGAUGAUAAGUGAUACAUUUCAACUGGACUGUUGUUAGAUGCUAAUUCUUCUCAGUUUAAUAUUUUUGAUGAUAAGUGUACAUUCUAUUUGAUUGAAGCUCUUUAUGAAUGAUGCUGCAAGUUGGUGCUGUGUCCAAAGUGAUGCUGAAAGUUGGUGGAUCCUGAGUUGCCAAUAUAUUCUAGAGGAUGGAAUGUAGCACACAAUCGUAAUGGCAUAGCUGUUGGUAUGUUGUUGUUGGCACGAUAGAACAUGAUUGUAAGUUUGUGUUUGCUACGGAUCAGUGGGAUGGUGGUGAAUGAUUCCUGCCCAUCUGUUACUUGAAACUCCGUCACUACAUGGAGAAACAAGCUAUUUUGUCCUGCAUUUGCAAUCCACUUUAUAACUCGCUACAAUUCACUGCUCAGUAAAUUCUGUGAGUUAUUGGCAGUGGGAUUCAGAUGCUUCAUUUAUCACAUCAUGUAAUUUCAUGUGUCUUUUGUGAUGCUUGCAGUUUAUUCCCGACACUGACUCAUUAUUAUUUAAUGGUAAGUAAACAGUUAAGAUAGGGAGAGGGCCAGUGGACAUUAAUCAUGGUGCUAUGACCCAAUGUGUAGAGAAAUACAGGUAAUUAAGUGAAAAUUUUUAAAUAUUCAUCUAAGCUAAUUUUUAAUUGAAUUAACAUAUAUACCCAAGGAUCCUGAUAAAAUAAAUGCAAUUCAAACACUUGGAACACUCUUUCCUAUAGAUCUUAGACAAAUAGGAUAGUAAAAGGUUGUCUAGUACCAAUAACCCUUCAGAAGGUUGACUUACAUAGACUGAUUACUACAAGGACCAAUGGCUGAUAUGCUCAUAGUGCUAAAUGUUAUCCUUGAUUAACAGAGAGCAAACAAACAUCUGUUGCACACUUGUCUAUCAUCAAUGCUCAUCAUAAAUAUUGUAAUAUUGUAAAAAAAACAAAAAAAAAAACAAGUGUACCUCUUGUACGGAAUGGGGUCAUUGUAUUAAGACUUACAGUGUUAUUCACAAUUUUCACAAAUUUAUUCUGAAUGGCAAAAAUGAGCUAGAAAUAGCUCAUCUGGAAACAAAUCUCUAAAACAGCUAUAGUCACAGUUUGGCUAAUUGUUCCUCAAUUUUGCCACUUAAAAUUAAUUUGUAAACAUUCAGUGUUUAGUGAAAAACCCAGAAAUUACCAUACUGACUUUCAAAUAAUUUGAUUUUGUUCUGUUGUGAUUGACAAGUAAAUAGGCCAGUAAUGGUAAAUAUAUGGCACUGAGGUCAUUGUUAUCACCCAAAGGACACUCAUAGGGCACCCAGGAUUGAUAUUAAAGGUACACUCUGGGCUCCAAUACCAAUUUAAUGCAUUUCAUAGGUUUUGGCCUCAUUAAUAUGCUGUAUUUUUUCAUUUUUUCCGUUUUCAAAUAUUUAUAGUGUUUGCAUAAAAUAAAUAAACGUUUUGCAGAAUUCUGUACCAUAAGCUUGCCUCUUUAGCCACACCCUCUUACUCCAGAAAAAUACUUUAUUAUCAAAUGUAUGCACACAGUCAGCCACUGACAGCACUGAGUAAUCUGAACAGCAAAACAACCUGCAUUAGUAGGAGAUAAUCCCCAGUGAGGAAUAUUGUAAGCAUAUCACUACCUGUUUGUUGUUUCACUGACUGUCUGCAGCCAGGUUGUGAAUUAAGAAGAGCUCACUCAGUGCUGAGUGCAUUCCUUAGAUAAGGAGGUAUUUUUGGCAUGAAGGGGCAUGGCUAAGAAGGUAGGCUUAUGGUGCAGCAUUCUGCAAAAAAUAUACUUAUUUUGUGCAAAAAAAUAUAAAGAUUUGAGCAUGCAAAAAAUACAGCAUAUUAAUGAGGUUAAAACCUAUUAAAUGCGUUAAAGUCGUAUUGGUGCCCCAAGUGUCACUUUAGAGGCCCAAAUAAAAAUGGUGGGUAAAUGUGCAUAAUGCUGAGAUCAGUGCACAUAAUGUAAAUUACUGGUACACAAAGCAGACAGAAAGGAGUCACUUUAUCCAACUGCCUAUAUUCCUCAAAUAAUAGAAGAGUGUCCCUCUUAAUGAAUUAUUCAAAGUUUUAAAAUAGCCAGUUUUAAAAUAUGGUAUAUUAUUCAUAUAAUUACAGAAACAAAAACUUUAGGUGGGUUCUAGUAACAAAUACUAUAUAGGAAUUAUCCAUACUCUCUGGAAUGUACAUAAUUGUUGUGAUAAUUAAACAUGACUCAUUCUAUAGUUGUUUUUUGUAUAGAUGUCUAGUGUGUUGACCUGUUUCAUUGUAUCUCUUAACAUUUCUUUUUUGGUACUCCACUUUUUAACACAGUAAAUAGCCUUGUAAGUUAAUCAUACAGAAGGCCAUAACUUGCAUACCAAAAGAUAACUUUUCUUUUUCACUUUAUCUGUCCUGAUAAAGGUUGGUGUUGUGCUGAGUGGCAUUCAACAUACUUCCCAGCCUAAAACUGAAGUGCUCUCAUCAACAGAGACCUCGGAUCCCUUGCUUUACCCUAGUUGGUAUAAAGGCCAAGUACGAGAGGAAUCCAGCUCAAACAAGGCGUUGUUGAGUGAUCCUUUGGGUCAAAUAGGUUCUUCAGUUCCAAAGGAAAUGAUUGUAAAGAAAACAGACCCUGCAGCAACAGUUAAAGAUAGUAUAGCAGGGGCUGGUGAGGAAACCGGCUCAUCUGCAGAUGCUCCAAAGGUCAGUGAUCAUAUCCAUGUUGCAUCUGUGUGCAAUGAUUAUCCUACCCUCUAAUUUUAUAGGCAAAGAGCUGUUCUCCAUCUUACAUGGGGAUAGAGCACACACUAACAUACAGCUAAUAUCUUUAUUUAUACAUUCUUUCUUUAGAGACAGGAUUUUUAUUCCUGCAUGAUACAUAAACACUACUGAGUUAGAACAUUCCAAAAUAUGUCUGUGGAAUGUAGCUAAAAAAAUUGUAGCACUAUAUAGUGCUACACAGUGCUUACUGUAUAUGGCUGCUUAUCUCAGUUGUUUCGAUGCUUUGAUUCUUACAUCAAGAUUUAAGUGCAAUUUAAAUAAAAUAUAACUCUUUACAUCCUUGUGGCUCACACCUGUGGUAAAAAGCUCUCCCUGGUGUCAAGUGGACUCCAUCCUGCUACAGGUUAAAAAAGAGGUAGUUGCUGGUAUUUGAUCUCAGAUCGUGGACCCACUUACUAUGUUGUGAACAUGAUGUGGGAAUUACUAUAAAGAAGAAAGAAGUCCCAAUGACCACAUUUAACUCUCUGGGUACCAGCAGUGCAUUUACUGCUAAUGCCCAGUACCUACCUAAUAAUACAGCUGGAGAGGCUCAAGAGACCCCAAAGAGUAGGUGCAAUGUCAGUGCUCUCCCCCUUAGUCCUCCUGUACCUUACCAGAUGUAUUAGUAAGUGCCAUAGAGCUUCUAGUUAAUGCACUGCCUGUCACAUAUAAACUGCUAUAUGACUAUGAGUACAGGAAGCACUAGUAGAGGAAAGCCACCCCACCUUGAAGUGCCACUUGGAUCCAUUGGACCCACCAGUUCUUCCAUUUAUGGUCCAGCCUUGAUUUAAUAACUACUGACAGAAUUGCUAUCACUAUUCUUGUAUUAAAGGAAACCUCUAAUUUAAAAAAAGAAGCAUCUUUUUAUUAGAUGUGUUCCUCUAAGUCUUUAGAACAAUGGCCUCCCAUUAAAUAAAAAGAACAUUAAACAUGUUACUUGCUGUAAUCCAGCACCAGGGCAGACUCCUCUUCUAAUUCCAUUCCUUCUUCUUUGAAAUUGUGACAACUGAUUACUUUUGUCCAAUUAGAUUCUUUUCAUAGAAUACAUUUCUAUGAGAAGAAUGGAAUCAAAUGCUUCUUACAGAGCAGCACUGGACACACAGCCAACAUCUGAAUACUUUCCACGUGGACACUGGACAUCAAGUAUUGAAUUUCUUUUUGUCUUAAGUUCUAGUGGGGGUCUGUCCGACAGCCACUAUAGGUGAGGAAACUGCAAAAACAGUACUACUUACAGGAGCAAUCAAAAGCAGGACAUCUUUAAGAUGAAGAGCUACUAGUGCUUGGUUUGUUCAUUUAACUUCUCAAGAUACAUGCACAAUCUGCCCACAUCGUCAUGCUCAUCACUCCUAUUUGGUCUUAUUUAAAAUAUACCAGGCAGUUUCAAAGUAAACAUUGCGUUUGGAUUUCAUUCUAGUGUGCUGACACUGAAUAUAUAUUUCUAGCCUUGUGACAAAAACAAAAUAUGUUUGUAUAUGCUAUUUUUGCACAUUUUUCACAGAUCUGCUAUUUAGGAAGUGCAAAAAUUAUUUGUAAAUGCAUUUCCGCAGAUUUCGUAAAAUUAUGUUAGACAUACCAAAACUAUAUUGUUAAUUAAUAAAAAAAUUUUAGAUCUGUUUUAAUAAGAUAUUCUCAACUUUUCAUAGAAAGUAGAGUAGCUUUGAAUGUAAAGUAGGUCAGUGUUAGUAUAUUUCUCAUUUGAUCAUUUACAAUUAAGAAAUAUCAUAUAAUGUUUAUAGGAACAUUUAAAGGGUUAAUCCAAGCACAAUGACCACUUUAGUGGUUUAAAUUGGCCAUGGUGCUUGGAGUUUUCAUGCGCAGCGUUUAAAUAUGAACUGCUGUAAAUCAGAGAUAGACUUCCAUUACCACUUUUGUUCUUAGAAGUGGUAAUGGAUGAAGCAAUGUUUCUAAAACGGAACUCCUCAUAUUUCCACCAUCCCUCCAUCUAUCUCCCUGCAUGUCAUUUGGACACCUAUUACCUCAUCUCCUCAGGCAUUGAAUUACUAUUAAGUCAGGAUUUGCCUUUUCUCAAUCCAGUCAAUCUCUACAUUCUACAACUUCCACCUACAAAUAUUGUUUGCUGUUGCCCUUUUCUAACUCUAGAUGAAAUUAAGGCUUUCGUUCAUGCACUCAUCAUUUUACAACUUGACUACUGCAACUCACUAUUCAUCGACCUUCCAAAUAACCAUAUUGCCACUCUUUAGUCUGAAAUGAAUACUGCCACCAGGCUCAUCAUUCUGACUGACUGCUACUCCCACACCUCACCCCUUUGCUAAUCUUAGCAUUGGCACCCUGUACGCUUCUGGAUCCAAUUCAAACUCCUAACAUUUACCUACAAGGUAGAAACUACAAUGCUUCCUCCCUUGAUCAGUGCACUCCCUGGCAGCCCUCCCUGCCUCCCUACAUUUUCUACAAUUUAUAUAUUUUAUAUAUAUAUAUAUACAUAUAUAUAAACCCAGCCAAUGUAUUCCCUCAACUCCCUCGCCUCCCUAGUUUAGAGAGUGCACUUACAGUCUAAACCUGGGACAAUGGUCCAAGAGACGCAUUAUAUUGGACCUCUGAGUGACACAUCAUGGAAACAAACAAGGAGAAUAGGAUUGAAGUCAAGUUAAGUAUUAAUGUAUUUAAAAUACUUUACUAUUAAAAGAUGGUGGUCAUAUUUAAUAGUGCCCAGCAGGGAAUUGUAAAGUAUAAAAACCACAUUGUGAAAAAAGCUUAUUAGUAACUCCUUAAUGAUACUGUCGGAGGUGUAACUUCACCCUCAGCAGUGUCAUUAAUACGCCAUUAGCCAGCCCAAAACAAAAAUUCUGUGCUGGCAAAUGUCCAUUCUGGGCAUAUUCUGUGCUGGGGAGUGUCAUUCAUUGAGGACCUAGCUGACACUCCCACACAAUGAACGACUGGCAUCCCACUUACGCAGGUCUGCAAAGCCAGGCCCGGGUAAAAGGGCAAACUAUUUCAAAACUGAAAACUGUGCUGUAGUGGUUCUGAUAUUUGGAGUAACCCUUUCAUUAAUUAAUGAAAGUCUAUCAGCUAUAGGGAUACAGAGUGCAUGGGUUAACUGGGGCCUUGUAAUUCUGGGACUAGUCUCUAUUUCUCUAUCUGUGAUUGCUGUAAUUACGCUAUCAAGUAUAGGGUAUAAAUUGUAUAUAUGUAUAUGAAGAUUGGUUAAAUGUCAAUAGUGAAGUUUACUCUUUAUUCCUCAACAGGAGUUAGCAUUGUCUUUACAAGUGUUGGCAUUAUUUAUCAUACUGCAUCAUCUCUGGAUUCAGAUUCAGUACAUGAUAUUUACUAUCAUGGGUGGGUAGGAAAUAUUUUAUUUUAUUGCUUUACUAACGCCUCACCACCAUCAUUCUAAUUAAUUUAGAGAGUAUAAUCAAUUAAUAUAACUCAUCGGACGUGUGAUUCUGAGCUGCAAAUCCCAGAGUUAUUUAGGGACCAUUGCGUCUAGCUACAAUAAACAAAAGAGUUAUUUUACGAGUUCUUGCUGAACUAAUGGAUAUUAUAAAUAUCUGGCAACACAAGUUCUGGGGUUUUGGAUUGCAUGAUUCAUGCUUCAGUUCAGCAAAAAAAUAUGACUUUUUUUCUGUACGUUUUAUUGUUUUAUAAUCUUAUCAAAAUUUCUCAAAAUUAUUUUGUGACCCAAGACAUCUUGCUUCAUUGUUACAGGAAUUUAAAAAAGUGCUUUGGCCUAUGGUAUAACAAUAUUACAUCUCAGAAGCCUGGAGUCACAGAAUUCUCAGGCACUUCUAUGACACACCUCAAUAAGACCUUUCUUUACUUCCUACAUGAUUUGGACGAUGAACAAGAGUCAGGAAGUAGAUCUGUCACUCCCUUCAUCCACAAAUAAAAAAUGCAUUUAACAUGUGGUAAAAUGAAAAUUACCUCAAAAUAUAUAUAAAAAAAGGAUCAAAUGUAAACUUGUAGUCAAGGCUUGCUCCUGUAUUAAAUAGAUGCUUGUAGCCAUCUGCCUAUUCUGUCUACUGGUAAAUCUAGUCCUGGAUGCUAUAGAAGCCUAUAUCUUACAUAAUUCAGCACAGCAGCAAAAAGACUGUUAGUCGUGGUUGACCAAACUGGAUGUGUUUGAAACAGUUUCAAUCUGACGGCAGAUGAAGCCCACAUGAUAGGGCGAAACUCAUCACAGAGGAAGAGGGCCUUUCUCUAAACUACGUGAUCGGAACUGUGAGAUUUUUCCAGAGCAGCAGUUAUAGGCUGGGACUCAUAUAUAAAUUGCUUCUUGUGGGUCUCACAACAGAUUGAUGUAAGCAUUUGAUUUUAGCUCUAUUUGUUUGAAAUACAAUGGUGUAACACUAUUGGGGCCCCCAGGUUUCUCGUUUUUUGUUGUUGCUGCAGUUCCCACAAAAGAAAAUAUAUCAAGAAUUGUAUGCGGUGUUACCCCUCACCCUAAAGCCUCUGGUGGAUAUGAGAUAUUUAGCGGGGGUUAGGAAGGUUAUUUUAUGUCAAACAGUAUGCACUAUGGAUGUGUGUAUUUUUUUUCUUUUUUAGGACAUAUGAAUAAUGAAAACACUUUUAUAAAUUAGUAUUAUUUAAUGAUUUUUCAAGAAAAAGAUACUUUUAUGCACAAACAGCACUUUAAAAAGAAUUAUAGUUUUGCACUUUAAAUUUAAGUCCCUAAUAUAAUUUAAAUAUAAUUCACUCUAGCACACCACAAAAUUUGGUUCAUGUUUUUUAAGUCUUGUACACAAUGUGAAGUGCUUGCAGUUUAUACUUUAUUGCACUUAAUACCACUGUUUAAGCAUCUAAGCGUUGUUAUGGUCUUUCUAUGUAUUGGUGCAUUCUUGUAUACAUUUAUUACAACAAUAUAAAUCUGCCAAGCACCUAGGAUACCCUGCCUGCUAGGGAAAGUUUGGAAAGGUUAGGAUGAGGCCAUGUUUAAUGUGACAUUAGGGGAAGAUUAUGCUCAGGGGUAGUCUUCUGGGUUAGGGUUAGUAAGGAUUUAGGUUGGAAGGCUUAUGGGUACGGGUGUUCAGAGUUAGUAGAAUUUAGGAUUAUGACUAACCCUUGCCUUGUAGAUGCUGUAACUCUCGACGGAUGAGACUGAAGGAGCCAAAGUCCACAGCAUCUUGAAGGCAGAUACACUCUAAUAAUACUAAAUCCCCCUUAAUUCAAAGACUCCAUAAUGCUACCUGUCCAUAAAUACUGUACACGGCAACGAUAUGCCUAUAUACCGAUUCUAAACAGCACUGUAAUUCCGUCAUAGAAUUCUGUACCAUAUAUCACUAUAGUGACCGCAACCUAUUUAUGUCUAUUUUAAUGUCAAUAUUUUUACAUUACAUUGUACAUUCUUGCUAUUUGAAUCAUAAGUAAGAUUUACAUAGUAAGAGAACGUGAUCCUGCAUAUUUUUUUUCAGUUUACAGAACACAAGAUUGACGCCAUAGAAAUCCUUGUUUACAAUUAAUCAUAUAUUAAUAUGGUCCGGAUUACUAAUAGCUAAUAAGGCCAUACAUAUGAAAGACUUGGCUUGCAUUCACUGUAUCUAUAUGCAAAAUAUUUUACACACAAAAUGAAUAUUCUAUUUCCACGUCCACCAAGUAUUUUUUUCUAAAUAAAUACAAUGCUUGGUGGGACUGUCAUCUAUGGAACAAUCCAAGGCCAGACUAUCCAUGACUUCACUUGAUGUCAAUAUACAUAUUAUCAGGUACUAGAGCCAGCCUUGUGUAUGGAUACAUUGUAACUGGUUGGCAUUAUUGGGGGCUUACUUGAUUUAUUUUUUUCCCUGCAACCCGCACACAUUAGAUAAAGGAAGAUAGGCAUAUUCACCAGGUACUUAGUCAUUCUUUAAGUCUGGUAAACGACACAGUUUUCAAUGAGGGCUUAGUUUUUUUUGUUUUUGGAUGACACAGUUGCAGGAGAGGAAACCAGGUGCAGGAAGGGAAAACUAUUAACAUUUUAACUGAUAUGAAUUCCUGAAGAAGUGAGUUUUCAAUGUUUUUUUUCAAGGAAUGGAGGCCGGGUGAGAGUCUAACGGAGCAGGGAAAGGAGUUCCAUAGGAAUGGUGCAGCCCUAGGUGAACUUUAAAGGUGAGAGUAUGAACAGAGGAUAUACUCAUGUCUUUGGCAAAGCGUAGGAGACUGGACGAGACAUACUUGUGUAUUAGGGAGGAUAGGUAGGUAGGAACAGCGUUAUGUAGAGAUUUGUAAGCAAGUACUAGAAUGUUAAAUUGAGCCCUACAUCAUAUUCUAUAUUAAAUGGUGUAAUACUGGCCAAAACAGUGAAUAUGUUUCACUGUAUGCAGUUAUAAUUAACCGUUUCCUCCUUGGUUUCUCUUGGCUUUCUGAAAUCCUGCCUUUACUACAGGAGAAACGUUGUAUGUAGUGUGCUACUUAAUGAACUAAGCCUGCAAGUUGUGCUAGUAACUCGUUUGUUGCAGCAUUUCAGAUGUGACUGAUUAUAUUUGUGACAUUUGUUCCUAGUAAAUUGAUCUUUUUUGUGUCCAGUCUCUAUUAUAUGUCUGUUUUUAGUAUAAGUGACUCAUCUUCACUCUCUGCGCUUCAUAACUGAAUCAGUACGGGCUGAAGUAAUGCUUCUUUGCAUGCUGUCCUUAAUAGCGCCAUGUCAGACAUAUUAUAUAAAGGUUCUGUAUAGAUGAGUGGAACUAUGCAGCUUUUCCAUGAUUUUACUGGAUCCCCUUGGGUUCUGGAGGGGUUUAACACAUAGCCUAAUCUGAUAUAUGUUGCCAUUAACUCAAUGUCUGGGGUGUUAGGGCAUUAAAACACGUUUGAGUCUUUUGAGACCUCUUAAGGCAUUUCUUAGCAGACGAGCAUCGUAGCAUAUUUUUCAUAAUAUGCAGACUCAUAGAGAUAUAUGCGAUUUGACUGUUUUUCCAUAAUAAAAGCAGGGUCUCACCAAUGAGGCCAUUGUGUGCAUUGUACAUCUCUGGGUCUGUCCAUUACUAUCCAGUAUAUCUUUGCAUAUCUGUUGACAUUUGUGGAACUUUGUUGAAAGUAAAUAAGCCCCUAGCAAUGUACGGGAAUAAGGUGUAUUAAUUGACUCCCCCUGCUUAGUAUUAUAACCCUAACUAUACGGCAUAUACAAUUAAGACAUAGGACCUACCAUUGAACAGAAUACUCAAUUCUUUAUUAGCGUGCCCUAAAGGUCACCAAUUGUAUUUUUACUCCUGUCCACUAUGCGGUUUUUAUUAUAUUCUUUAAUAAGUAUAGUCUUUGACUGCUUGUCCUUUUAUUGACAUGUUAUAUUUGAUUUUUUUUAUAACAGUAUAUAUGUGUGCAUAUAUUCAUACAUUUAUAUGCAUAGUAUAUAUUAUUCUUUAUUCCAUAUCUUUGGAAACAUCUUAUUUACUAUAAAUGUAGGUCUCUUGACUCCUUAAUAACCAAACAGAAGUACUGUCUCCCACAUAUGCCCUUACUUUAUAUAAAGUGAAAUGGUAUGAGGAUUAAAGCCUGUUCCUCAGCGUCAGCUUCAUUUCUUUCCUGUCCACUAUUUAUUGACAACCUUAGUUUAAUUUGUCAUUUUAAAUAAAUGGGAUAAGCCAGUUGAAGUGAAUCUGUAACUUGUGUAGGACCAAGACCAUAUAUAUUUAUGUCCAAAAACAACUCCAUCAUUUGCCAAGCUCUGUCAUUAUCUUUUGGGUCGGAAUUGUGUCUUGUACAUGAGAUUACUCAGCAAUGUUCUAGGGAAGAUCCGGAUGUAUGACAACACAUAAUCUUCUUGUGCAAACUCAACAGAUUUCUUCAAACAGCUAUUGCCUAUAAUGUCAGUCACAGUGUCUGAUGGCUGUUGAAUUGCAGGAGUUACAGUGAUCACGCUGGUGCAAGAAUGCAGAGUUAUGUAAACCUGCUAUAAUAGUUGUUUCCAGGUUUUUUUUUAAUUAUAAUUUUAAUUGUGUUGGUAAAAAUGUGUGCGAAUAGUCAAUUUAUAACAAAAGAAUAAAGUAUAUAAUCACAUAAUCAUAGCUAUAAAGUUAUAAUCACAAUACAUAUUUUCAUUAUUUAUUAGGAUGAUGUGAGAGCAGAAUAUAAAAAGCCAGUUUUUGAACUCAAGUGGGUUGUAUAAAAAGUCGAGGAUGUACACUAAAUAUUUUUCAUAUUUCUAAAUAACUUUAAUAGCUUUAAAAAACAAAUAUUCACUGUAACCUCUGGAUACCUUGGUGUACAGUGCACGUCAGAGCAAAGAAAAAUGUCUUUAAUUUAGCAAAACAUAACUUAAAGUAGUUAAUAUCGUGGACUGCAGACUAUAUAAAUAGACAGCAGUUUAAGUAGUAGGUCAUUUGCAAUCAAAUAUAACAGAUCAUAUGUUUAUCUCCCAUGUUGACAUUAAGUUUGGACCCAAUACUAGUAGCUAUUAAAUAGUGGUGGGCUUAAAGGGACACUAAGCACCAAAACAAUUUUAGCUUAAUUAAGUGGUUUUGGUGUAUUGAUCAUAUCCCUGCAGUCUCCCUGUAUGAGUCACAGCCAGGGGAGUUGUGACUAGGGCUGCAUACACGAAAUGACUUAACUCCUAAAUGACAGAGAAUUGAGCAGUGAAACUGCAGAGGCAUGAUCUAUACACCAAAACUGCUUCAUUAAGCUAAACAUCAUUUUAUUUUUUAAUCAGUCCCUUUAACAAAGUAUGGCCAGAUGAUGUGACCAAAUUGCCAUAUUUAUGUAGGUGUUUAAAAUAUCCUUGAGAGAUUUGCAACUGUAUAAUGUGUGUAAACAGUGAACUCUAUGUGUGUAUAAUGCAAUAUAGUCUGUGUAGAAUGCAGACUAGAUUGUACUGUCUAAACAUAAGCAUAAAUGCUAUACAGGGAGGUAAUGGAAUGCUUGCCAUAUUAUAUUAUUCCAUACUGCACUAUAAAAAUUAAAUCAUAUUGAUAAGAUAUUAGAGAAGGUAUUGGACAUGAGUUAAAUACGCCUUCUUUGCCACAAGAAAGCAGCCAAACGGUUUUCAUUCUGGACCUUGCUUGCUAGUUGUUAAUAAUAGUUCAGUGACGCAUAUUUAUUUUUCAAUCCAUUAAAUUCAUUAGCUGACUGUCUGUUUUAAUUUCAAACAACAAGUGCAAAGUUUCCAACACAGGUAAAGUGUGAAUAUGUGAUUAAUAGAUCAGAGUAGCUCAUUGAAAAUAGUGUCAGUUAAGCUGGUUUAAAGUGAUAGUCCUGUCAUCAUAACAACUCCAAAUGAUUAUUGGUGCCAUUCAGCCUCAAAAUGGGGCAACACUGAUAUGCUGAGAGAGUCAGAAUAGAGGUUCCGGGGCAGAGCUGAUGGGAAUCUGUCCCAAUUCCUUGAGGAAGGACCAGACAUUGGCUACCUGCUCUUUCUCCCAUCGCCUCUUCAGGAGCAGACAGUGAAUGUAUUUUAAAAUAGUUUUUAUCUGUUUCCUAACGGGAAAAAGUAAUGUUUUAUCCAAAGUAAAACCAUGAUUAUUCUUCCUGAUAUAACCAUAGAACAGGGCUCUAUUUUGUACUUUUCUAUGCCCCAGUAAUGUAUGGAAUAUGAAUAGCGUUAUAUGCCAACAUAUAAACAGAAAGGUGUAUUAUUUCUAUAUAGGCAAUGUAUUUUCGAAACUAAUAUCUUUACACUUGAGAAUAUAUACACUUGUUGAGAUUUCAACAAUAUUGUGUAUAAUUUCAGUCUAUACUUAUUUUAAAGGGACACUAUAGUCACCAAAAGAACUUUAGCUUUAGGAAGCAGUUUUGGUGUAUAGAUCAUGUCCCUGCAGUUUCAUUGUUCAAAUCUCUGCCAUUUAGAAGUUAAAUCACUUUGUUUAUGCAGCCCUAGUCUUACCUCCCUGCAUGUGACUGCACAGCCUUCCAUAAACACUUUCAGUAAAGAGUCAUCCAAUGUUUACACCUUUAUUGCAAAUUCUGUUUAUUUUAGAAUGUAUAAUCUAAUGCAAAUUGCCUGCCAGACCCUACAGGGCCUCCUGUAUAUAUUUAAAGUUCAAAUUACAGAGCAAAAGAUAAAAACUUUUAAAGUAAGUUACAUCUGAUUGAAAAUGAAUCCAUUUUGUUUUCAUGAAGGCUGUGUGAGUCGCAGCCAGCGGAGGUGUGACUUUGGCUGCAUAAACAGAAACAGAAGUGAUUUAACUCCUAAAUGACAGAUAAUUGAGCAGUGAAUCUAUAAACCAAAACUGCACGAUCUAUAAACCAAAACUGCUUAAUUAAGCUAAUUUUGUUUUAGUGACUAUAGUGUCCCUUUAAGGUGAAUUUGACAUUCACACAAUUUCAGAAUAACAGGUUCACAUUAAACCACAGUUAAUGCUAGUUCUGGAAUAAAGGGACACUCUAAGCACCAUAAUCACAACAAUUUGAUGUAGAGGUUUUUGGGUAUAUUUUCUUAGGAUGCAGUCUCUCUAGCUUUUGUGAAACAAUUUUUUGAACAGUUUGACAGGUGCAGGGCUUACCUAGUGCCCAAAACCUGGCCCCUCUUUUAUGAAUCAUAAGCACUCCAGUAACCUGUAAUGAUUAUUGUGCUGACAGUAUCCCUUUCAUACAAAGGGCAAUUGUGCACUGCCACGUGGACACCAAAUAGUUAAACAAUUUUUUUUUUUUUUUGUAUUAGUACAUAAAAACCAAUUCACCAGGGAAAUAUAAACAGGUUAUAUUUAAAUUAUUACAGAGAUGAACAGGAAUCUGGCAGUUUUUAAUUAUGUAACACAAUUUAUUAUCAAUACGUACUAGAGGGUUAACAUGUAAGGCUGAGUCUGAGAGUGGUAUGGAAUUUAAAUUAUCCAGAAAUGAUUCUCUGCCUUUAUUUCCCUUGGUAGAUUUAAGAUGCUGUACUAUGGUUUCAUGGGAACUCUUAAGAGCAAUACAAUGAGAUGCCUGGAAAGUCUAUAGCUAAUGAUUUAACCAUUCCUAUGUUAGUCUAAUCCAUUUGUUCUCUUCCAAAUGGUGGGUUGGUACUUGAUAAGUAAAGGAAACCAGUAUUUUACAGUUACUAUUAAAUAAACAGCUUCAUAUAGGAGAGAAACAAUAUGUCCCUGUAAUCUUUUAAAUUUCUACUGUAUGUCUUCCUGCCGUACAGUACAGAGUAUGUCAGUCUUUAGACACUAAAUGAACCCUUUUGCAACAUACCAAUUUAUUAAUGUUUUCCUUUUGUUUUGUGCAGACAAAGUGUAUUCAGGAAUAUGGAUAUACAUAUUUUUUCUUCAAUUAAUUGACUCAAAGGAACACUCCAGCAUUAUAAAUAACUACUUUGUCAAGUGUACUGGGCACCCACCCUAUAUCUAUGAAAAUAAUGCAGUGAUUUACCUUUAAAAACACUUUAACACUACUGCACUAGGAACAAAUUGUGUUCCUAAUGCUACAAUUUUAAAUUCAGCCUCCGCCCAAUUCCCCAAAUAAAAUGUAAAAAAAUAUAAAGUAAGAAAGAGGGUACUCUGUUAACCCCUAAAGCACUUUGUAUUAUGGGUUAUGGAUUGCCCAGGCAAUUAAAAAUUGGCCAUUAUUAUUAUGUUAUUAUUUAAAUAGCGCCAACUAAUUCCGCAGCGCUUUACAGUGGGUGGACGAACAGACAUGUAGUUGUAACCAGACAAGUUGGACACACAGAAGAACUGCUGAGUUAAGGCAAUGCUCCAUGUUUGGUUAUUUUGGUUUUAUUAUGUUCUAUAUUGUGCUUGGAUAUUUCAUUCGGGUUUAUCAGAACUGACAAAUGUAUACUUACUAUUCAAUGAUCCAUGCUGAAUUGGCAACCAAAUAGCAAAAUGUAGGCAACAAUAUCUAAAGGAAAACGACUACAAACCAGCUACACUGAUGACAUUCCUUGUUGGCCACAUUUUACAUCUGGCUGCAAUCCAAUAUGUGGUAAAACAAGCACUUAAACUGUCUACUGUACAGAGAUUAAUGUGACAUAAGUCCUUUAGACUAUAUGUAAUGUCAGCAAUGUGAAUAGCCUCUUUAAGCAUUUUCAUUUGAAUUAGUCCAGUGAGUGAUAUGCCAGUAUAAUUACAAUACAUGCAGCCAUACAAAAAAGUAGAAGGUUGCAGGACUGCUAAAAAUCUAAUUCACACACAAUUUGCUUUAGACUACAUAUGAAACACGAGGAUCACAUAUGUUUUUUUAAAAGGCGUGCAAUGAGGAAAGGCCGUAGUACCUAUAUUUUAUCCUAUUGAACCUUUACAACAUGGAUGUUCCAAAUCAUUUAUUUCAGUUUGCAGCCAGAAUCAGGCCAUCUGGUGCUGGAUUCUGUAUACAGAGGUUUGACGCUGGCUAUGGGAAGACUAUUAUUCAAUGAGCAAAGAUAAACAUACGUUGAGGCACUGAAUUCAGCCGUUUGAAUUUUAAAUUCAUAUUCUGAAAUUCAGACCUUUUCUGAAUUAUUUUUAAGAUGCUGAUUUUUUUUUUUUUUUAAAUCAAAUUUGAAAUUUCAGGGCUGCUUUCUAUCCAGAUAACCAAAAUUUGGUUAGAAUGACUGAAUUUUGACUGAGUCAGCACCAUAAACCUGCUUCAAAAUCAGUGCUUUUAACUUUAGAAUCCUGUAUAAAAUAUAGGAUCCAGACAUUUAGAAAGCACCAAUUAUAAACAAAACUGAGACCAAGUGCAUCAGCUAGCUCGCCCACUCAGUCAUUCUAAUUUAGUUGCCUUUUGGCAAGUGAAUUAUAAAAUUCCAAACUAUUUGCCCACUGUCAGUACUAGCAUCUACUGGGCAAUAGGGAUGUCCCGAACGGUUCGCCGAAAGGUUCGCGAACGGUUCGCCACGGACGGUUCGCCGUGGACUCAUCAUUGAGUAAACUUUGACCCUGUACCUCACAGUCAGCAGACACAUUCCAGCCAAUCAGCAGCAGACCAUCCCUCCCAGACCCCCCACCUCCUGGACAGCUCACUAAGAAUGCAUCUAGAAAAUGGAUGCUGUCCAGGAGGUGGGAGGGUCUGGGAGGGAGGGUCUGCUGCAGAUUGGCUGGAAUGUGUCUGCUGACUGUGAGGUACAGGGUCAAAGUUUACUCAAUGAUGAGUCCGCGGCGAACCGUUUUGGACAUCACUACCGGGCAACAUGAAGGUUAAUUAGAUGGUGUGACGAAGUGCCCUUCGCCACUUGUGCCUUGAGAGGACUAAUUGCCAGCCUCCUGCCCUGCGACUAUGGCCCCUGGAAGAUUUUGCCCUUUAAAUACGUUAUUUGGGCAUAGUGGAUUUUAUUAGACUGGUUCUGGCCCUUUAAAUGCUCUGACAAAGGAUCUGCAGUUUUGCUAUGCACUUCGGAUGCAGAGUGUGAAGAAAAUCCCUGUUUUAUGGACUUAGUUAGACUGUUUUAUUCCCCACUCCUCUUAGAACACCAGUUAAACUCUUAAUAACUGUUAUAUAUUCAAACUCUGUCUGACCCUUUUAACUGUCUUUUUGUUUUCCUCUGAGGAGGAGUUGUUUUGCUGCAUGAGUGCUGUCGCUUUUGUGUGCUCAUUAAACAAACCUGCUUGACCCUUUCUUGAAGCCUUGGCUCAUGCUUGGGGGAUGGGAUAGGUCUGCAGUGCUGAUGGUGUCAGUUGGAGUGCUUGGAGUCCUCAGCAAGCACUAGGAGCAUCGAUUGACGGAGGUACUCAGUCGGAGUGCCAGCGGGUCCGUCACAGAUGGGAUCCAAUAGAAGAUUCCUCGGAUAUUCAAGCAAUAAAAAAGUGGCAUGGUUCCAAAGUUAAAUAUAAAGUUAAUUAGGUGGCGCCAAGCCUGCACUUUCUAACCUGCCACCACAGUAAAAAGUAAAUAAAAUAUGACCCCUUUAGCAGAAAUAUCCCCACUCCCCAACUGGCAGGUGUAGGUAUCAGAGACGUGUUAAACCUCCCUGUUGUUAGAUGCCAGUCCUGAUGACCCCCAUAUGCAUUUUAUUAAUUUAAUUUUACUGUGGCAGAUUUAGCAACUGCUGGCAAGCCACCAUAUAUCGUAAUCCUCACACUGCCAAGGGUUUUGUUUUUACCUUUCCCCUCACUGGCUCCUAGCACAGCCAAGUGGGCAAAUAGUUUGGAUAUUUAAACUCCACACUCAGAUUUCAACCAUUCAGAAGUGUUCAGACUUGUUCUUAAGAGUUCCCAUGAAACCAUAGUACAGCAUCUUAAAUCUACCAAGGGAAAUAAAGGCAGAGGACCAUUUCUGGGUGAAAUUUAGACACAAAUCUGACUUUUUCUGAGCCAGAAUUGCAAAAUGCAGACUGUGGUAAAUUUUCCAAUCAAUGCCUGGAUGGUAAAUAACCAAAUUGCAAUUUGCGUCAGAUAGAGAUAUUAUACCUGAGAUUUUCAAUUCAGAUGCACACUUAGUGCUUAGUAAAUUCCACCCUUUUCAUCUAUUUAAGUAUGUGCUUUGAUAGUAUAACCACUGGCAGUUCACCUGGCUCAUUCAAUCUUUAGCGCUUCCAUUAGAUAUGUGUUAAAAGGCUGCAGCUCCGUUACACAACUAGGUUCAGCAUCACUCAGCAACGAUAAAAGAAAUAGUAUCACCCGCACCUUUCUGAUAAGAUUGUAUCAGCAAGAUCUUACCGUGUUUGACACUUUAGAUGUUUUGUAACUGUAAUAUUAUGUUGGUUUCAAAUUACGCUCUUUUAAAAUAGUUUUAUAGUGUUUUAUCACUGUCCUUUUUAUAUUAAGCAUAGCAGCACCAUUCAACGUGGCUGAAGAUUUUUAAAUUACUUGUGUGCUAAUUUUUAACUAUAAAUACCAGAGGGUUGUGUGGCACCUGAAUUGGUUGCCGUCGGAAUUUUGUUGCAGUAGUUAGAACAUCAUUCUAAAUCUAUUUGCCUCUAAGUCUAUGCAGGGUUGGAAUUCCCAUUAGUCAGAGUAUACACUUUCCUACAGGCGCAUGUCCUGUAGGGGGCACCUGUUUUCAGCAAUUAUGAUGUCCCCUUUUGAGUUUAAGAGACACUAUUGUUACCAGAACAGCUACAGCUUUAUCUGAUUGUCCUUAUGUGUAUAGUAUGUCCCUGCAGGCUUUUCAAUGUGCCUCCUAUGGCACCUAUAUUGAUCUGGCCUUGCCAUAGACCUGUGUAGCGAUUAAUACUUCCAAGUGUUGAGAGGUAUACGCUGAUUUCUUCAGCUCCACAUCAACCUGCUUCUUGGAUGAUGAUUCUGAUUACACAUAGCAGUUCAGGGAUUACACAUAGCGGUUCAGCUGUAGCGCAUGUUUUUGGAAACAAAGUUUUAAGUACUAGUAGUUUUGGGAUCCAGAAGAGGUUGUGUUGAUAAACAAUGUAGCAUUAUGUGUUGGUAUGGUAAAAUCCACUGCUGCAGCUGUGAUCGUGAAUUGGAAUAAACUUGGGUAUAUUUACUAAACAGGAGUUGAUAGCCAAACUGCAAAAAAAACUCAAUCUUUACUACUUUAACUAUUUUUAUAAGCCUAUAUAAACAUCCACGCACACUAGCGUAAUGACUCUCUCUCUUUCUUAAAUAGUAUUUCAUUUUAAUGUGUAUCACUGGGGCUCCAUUCACAAUGUGUCGCAGCAAACAAAAUAUAACUGCAAUAAAUACAUUUAAAUGUUAUACUUUGCGCCUGUAUAGAUGAGUCAUAGCAAGGUAAAUAACUAGUGAUUUCGUAAUCUUAGUAUAUUAAAUGUUCUAUGUUAGCUAUAACAUGUUUUCUUUUAUUUAUUUAUUUUUUAAUAAUUUUAUGAUAUUGCACUAUGAAAAAUAAUUUGAAAACUAUUCUGAAACAUUUAUUUGAUCGUACUCUAGUGGCAAAAAUUAACCAGUCUGUUCCUGUCUGUUACAUCAUACUAUAUUGCCAUUCCAUGUUUCCCAUCUAAUCCUUGCAUUUUAACAUUAAGUUUGGAGGUGCGCUUUUUUAAUUUCAUGCUUGUCAUCAUGUUCGUUUUAAACCAAUGUGUUUUUGUGCUUACUAUGAUUAUAGUAGCAGUGCUUUAUAAGAAAACAUGGUGCAUUGGUUUGAUAAAAAGACACAUGUCUACAGUAGUGAAAGAAUCGACUCACUUAAUAAUGUGAGAAAGACCAAAGACCUUUACCACAUAGGUGCCAAAGAAAACUAUAAGGAUAGCUAACUUGUCCCACCAUAGUGCACUUUGAUUUCGGAUAUUUUUGUGCCAAGCUCAGACAUAACAUACUUGACAAGUCGGAAAUCCCGAAAGAGAGGAGACCUGCUAUUUGAGCAUGUCUACGAUGCUAAUUAAUUUAUGGAUGACGUUCAUGCUCUUAAAGGAGGAGGGUGUCAUACAGGCAAGCAUGCGCGCAAAUAUUGCAGUCUGUCCAUAUGAUAAGCAGUGCUGUAGUAUUAUGAGCUUAAAUGCCCUGAAAUUUAACUUCAAGUGCUGCUAAACAAUUGUUAAUAUUGCUCUUGCGCUCUACUUUCCCCUCAUUCCUCCCAACCUUAAAUGACAGAAUUGGUCUGUCGGUUGAUCUGGACAACUGAGGAUAAUUAAUGUGUCACAAUAGGAUAUUACAUGACUAAUGAGGUCUGCAAGCUUUGCCAUAAGGCAGCUGUACCUAGAGUCCUGGAUUGGCACCCACAGAACAUGUAGCCAAUGUGGCAGGUCAUACAUGAACACUUGGGAGCUAUAGUGUACAUGAGUCUCUUUCUUCAUAAUCUAGAAUUUUAGGCUUCAUGAAGGACUGUUUGAACACAGUGUUUCUAACUAAUGCCAAACUCAUUUUUUCUGUAGACUGGACCUGGUGAAGCCACACGGGGAGAUACAGUGGAGAGCACAAGUUCUAAUCCGUCAGAAAACCCAGACAGCGGACGCCACAUGUUCUCCUUUUCCUGGCUAAACUCUUUAUCUGAGUAGUUGUCUCAUUACAAAUAAAAUAAAACUUUGUCCACGGAAAACUCCAGAAAUUAUAAGCCGAGACAUCGCAGUCAACCAACAGUUCAGAUUAAAUGUGUAAUUUAUCCUGUAUUAUUUUUUUUUUUACUUUUAAUGACAAUGUGAAUUAACCUUUCGAGUGCCAGUAAAAGCGAGAAAUAAAUUGGUUAUCCCUUCAGGCACUCAAAGGGUUAGGUUUCUGAACUAUCUGCCUUUGUAGCAAAGUUGUGUACCGUCAUGUUAUUUUAAGGAGUGUAAUUUAUUCUGUCUGCUGCAUUAUUAAAUGUAGACUGUUUGGAUCAACAGCAUCAACAGACAUGUGUGAAAGGUUGACCUGGAUAGGCUAAGGUCCAUCUUUUUGUAUUUCAGCCCAGACUACUACUGUUACUGUGUAGAAUUAAUAAAGAAUCAGUGUGACAUGUAUCAGCAGAUUUAUAACAUGAAAGAAAAGCAAUUACCAUAAGCUAGGAGUAGAAUGUUUCCUACUUUGCAUAGCCACACCUAUCGCCCCAUUCACAGCUACUUGCCAACAUUUGUGACUACCCUCAAUGGAAUUGCAAACCUCAGCCAUCCUUAACACUGCAGGACAAAACGAUGAACUGUGACUUGACUACAAAGUACAAUAUAUUUAGGAGGCUUAUGACAUGUUUUUGCAGCCCAGGAGGGUGUGGAUCUGGGUAAAAUUAUCUUUAUUCCUGAGCUGCAUUCUUUAAAUUGUGAGUUUAGAAUUGAAGUUAUGAGCAAGCCUUGGAAAGGGGUUAAAAUGUGAUGUGGUCCACAGGCAAAGUAAGUUUUAUUGAAUACAAGUCUUCUUUGGUCUUUUCAAAUACCAGGAGGGGCAGUACAAGCUCAUUCUAUUUACACAACGUUUUGUGGAAUAUACAUUAAGCUCUCUCUUCCCCAUAUUAUGUGUACCUAUAAUCUCUUAAAUAUGAAUUACAUAACAUGCACACAGUAUAUGUUUCUAAACAUGCACACAGUAUAUUUUCAGCCACAUUUGUCAACUAGUUACCUCAUGCAUUAUUUGUUUAACCAUGAUCACAGUUUUUACAAAGGGGGACUAAACACCACAAACAGCAAGCUUCCUGCACUGUGCCUUUAAUAGUUUGCCUUAACAUGAAAAUACAUUGUCUAAAAUCCCCCUCUUGCUAGCUUCAGUUGGAUAUUGCUGUAAUGUCUGUGUAUUAGUAUGCACAAUAGGGAUUGUAGAAAAUAAGCAUUUUCACUUGUGUAUGAAAAUUUAGGACCACCUCUGUGACUUAAUGAAAAUAUAUUAAAAAAAAAAAAAAAAAUAAGUUUAGCAAAGAAAUUGGAGUGGACAGUAGUAAUAACUUUGCAGAUUUUAUUAAAAAUAUAGAUAUUAAACAUUAUGUUACACACUGAACUUGUGCGAGCGCUGAGAAGAUGUUUUAAUUAUGGAAAUGUGCACAAUAAACUUUUUUGAUGCAAAAUAAAUAACAAUAUUUUUUUCACCUCCCAGAGGGUAUCCCAUCAGGUACUACAGAGUAAGCAAGUUUAUUCAGAUUUUGAAGCACAGACUCAUACUGUUAUUCCUAAGGAAAUUAUGUGAAGUAACCCUCCCCCCACCUCCCUCCCCCCUAGUAUAAAAUAAAAAUAAAACAUGUUAUGCCUGUUGCUUUUAUUUAUUUUUUUCUUUUUUUUUUUAAAGCUGCAGUCGAAUACACCCCGAGCAUGCUGACAAACGAAUAUAGGCUGUUACCCCUUGUUGCCAGGGAGGUUAGAUACAUUUUGUUGAGCAAAACAUUUGUGUUCCCUCCCCUCCCCUGCAGGCAGCCAAGGGGUUAAAGUGUGUAUCCUCUAUGUCUGAAGCUAUAGAAAAAUAAACAAAUGGUAUCAGGGCAGCACUAUGGUACAUCAUAAUGUAUAGUUUGUGCUAAAUGCAGUAAACUCUUUGGCAUAAGAGUAUAUAUGUAUAUAUAUUAUUUCCCGAUUAUGUCCAUCAGUUUCCUAUUGCUGUGGGCUUGCUGGGCUAUCUGCUCAGCUCUUGCCAUUUCUAAGACUUCCCUGAGCAGAUGGAAAGUCAGAUCCAAUGAAAUUGGGGGUUCCUCAGAACGUUUCCCUCUCUCUGUGGGUUCCUCCUGAGUGUUGUAUGGAAUAUCUGCUUCAUCCAAAGAUCUAAGUCCCUGCUGACUGUUCCACUGCUGAGGCUGAAGCUGAAGCUGUUGCACAUCCCUUAGAAAGUUACCAGCAGAAGCUCCAAGCAAGUUUGGGGAGUACUUGUGGAGAUUACCCAGGCGUAAGAAAUACUCUUCUCCCAUACGAAGCAAAAAGGGCUGGUACUCAGGUAAGAGAGGUGGGGGGACUCCAGCAGAAGAUACUGAAGAUUUGCUAAAAGCUCUGCACUCAUAGCAAGGCAGAACAACCAGAAGUAUUGCUGUCGAUAUCCACAGCUGGAACUUCAUGUUAUCCCCCUAAAGAUAAGAUCUGGAAUAAAACAGAUGUGCGAUAGGUCCUUUGAAAUGGAAUGAAAUCCCAUGAAGGCAAGGCAAAAAAAAAAGAAAGAAAAAAAAGUGCAAAAAAAAAAGCAUGAAUAUAAGUAAUUGGAAUGAAGAGAAUGAUAGAAAAA
Pelobates cultripes (western spadefoot toad) is the source of this 81019-nucleotide messenger RNA. NCBI's taxonomy places the organism in Eukaryota, Metazoa, Chordata, Amphibia, Anura, Pelobatidae. The record is from the annotation of a GenBank genome assembly.